Molecule: messenger RNA, 52640 nt
Organism: Podarcis lilfordi (Lilford's wall lizard)
Lineage: Eukaryota; Metazoa; Chordata; Lepidosauria; Squamata; Lacertidae
Source: the annotation of a GenBank genome assembly
AUGUGCGCACUGAGAUGCCUGCAGAGCAUGCCCAGUGUCAGAUGUCUCCAGGUGCCUUUCUUCUUUCUUGUUGUAAAUGUGUUAUGCUUAUGCUGUGGUCAUUGUUAAAAUCUCGCUGGGUUCAAUUUAAAUAUUAUAGCCUUCUGAAUGUUUUCUGUAUGAUCCUCUUCAGUUUUUGUAGGAGCCCUCCUUAAGAGGGCUCUGCAUGAUAAAACUCCUAAUUUGAAAGUAGUACGCAUUUUGCUCUGCCUGUUGCCUCCAGUUGCGAUGCAAAUAAGGCUUGCAUGCUGCCUGUUUUUGUUUGUGAGUUUCCACAGUAAAAUCAUUGGAAUAAAUGAUGAUGGGUGGUGUGAAAAUACAAAAUAAACAAAUAAAUCCGCCAAACAAAUACAUUGAUACAUCAGUUUAAUUCCUUUCUCGACUACAUUGAAUCCUCCAUGUAUACAGCAAAUGUUCCUGAGAAAGUUUUUGUAAUGUUCAGAGAGAAGAGAUUUUUAGAUGGAAGAAAUCAGGGGCUCUCUUGUGCCAGUGUUAAAAUUCUUACAAUAGUGCUAGCAUGGAACCCAGUUAAAUGGCUUGAGUUUCUUUCAAAUGAAUGAAUUUAUUUCUUUUUAAUUGUGGAGCUUGAGAACAUGGCAAUGGAUCACUAGCAAUGAUUUCACAAUGGUACAUUUAGUUUUGUAUAGGUAUUGCUAAGUAAUAGCAUAUGGUAGUGGCGUUUCUUAAUUUUUGAGGGCUUCGUUUGUGGACAUAGCUGAACUAAGUAUGGCAAAUGAUUAGUAAUUUCUUUGGGCCACUGGGAUCAUUUUAAAUUGUCUCUAGUGGCCAAACUCAGUGGCUUACCCACCAGUACUUUUGUGCACUUCUCGCUUUCUGGGAUUUCACUGUGUGGGCUUAAUUGGUCUUUCCCAAGUAUGAGAAAUAACUUUCACAUAAGUUAGGCCACAGGCCAUGCAGCAGGUGGAUGGGACUUAUAUUUGUGCUUUGAGAUUUGAGGCAGCCCUGUUCUUUCUCACUGUCUCUCCCGCCCCAACCCCUGCACCUCAAAAUGCACAAGGAAAAUAACUAGUGUUUUUAGGGGGGGGGUUCUGUUGACCCUAAUAAAUCUCAUAAAUAUGAGUUGUCCCAAGUCUUCUGAAACAUGAAUCCUCUAUGCCCACAGAGAAUAGUGGAAUGUUGAUCAUAAUGUAAAUCUGUAAUUCUCUGUGUUGGAUGCAAAUUGUAUGUGACAUACUGGAUUUGACAAGGUGUCUGGGUAUGUUGUAUGGAGGCUUUCCUGGGAAUUUAAGGAUCCAGCCCUCCUUCUUCCAUGAGUCAUACAGUAUAGUGAGAUGAAGAAAUCAAAUAGGUUUCCAGUCUAAAUUGUUAACCAGGGGCACAACAAAAUGCCGACAUUUGUUUUCUUUUUCUCUAGCUUAUUUGCACCUAGGUUGUUGAUAUGAGACUUUACUAAAAAACAACAACAACAACCAGACAAUUGGUGUGUUUUUUUUGUGGAUGCUUCCACCGGUGUCAUGCCUUAGGACCCAUAUCUCUAUCACCCUGUGUUAUAUGACCUCCCUGGAUAGUGGCAGAACUAAAACCUUUAAAAUACAGUGGUACCUUGGUUUACAACCAUAAUCUGUUCCGGAGGUCCGUUUGUAAACCAAAACAUGUUGUAACCCAAGGCGCACUUUCACUAAUGGGGCCUCCCAAAAAAAUUUGUUCGUAAUCCAAAAAAAAUGGGUUGUAAUAAUAAUAAAAAAAGGUUGCAAACUGGGACACGCACUUCCGGGUUUGACGUGUUUGUAAUCCAAAACGUAUGCAAACCAAGGUACCACUGUACAGCUAUUGACCCUUAUACAGUGGUACCUCGGUUUACAAACUUAAUCCAUUCUGGAAGUCUGUUCUUAAACCGAAACCGUUCUUAAACCGAGGUGCGCUUUCCCUAAUGAGGCCUCCUGCUGCCGGUCCCCUUCCACCUUUCGGCUUCUGUUCUUAGACCGAGGUGAAGUUCGCAAACCGGGACACUACUUCCAGUUUUGUUUGAGUUUGUAAACCGAAUCAUUCAUAAACAGGGCUGUUCUUAAACCAAGGUACCACUGUAUUUCAUUUAGUUAUCAUAUUCUAUGUAAUUAAAAUAGAUUUCCUUCUGUAUAUUCUCUCUUCAGAUGGCUCUCUUCAGUAAGUUUAUAGAAAUGUUAAAGCAGCCAGAACGCUGUCCCCCUGUCAUUCUUAACAUCACUGGGAUAGCUCAGAUAGUAGAUCAUGAGACUUUUAAUCUUGGGGCCAUGGGUUUGAGCCCCACAUUGGGUAAAUAGAUUUCUGCAUCGCAGGGGGUUGGACUAGAUGAGCCUCGUUGUUCCUUCUAACUCUAAGAUUCCAUUGCAAAAGUGCUUAUCAGCAGUUAAGUUAUGUGUUAGAGAAAUGCAAAUAUAAUCCAUUAUUUGGUAUCUCGUUAUGGUAUAAAUAUAAUACCACACUAUCUCUUGAAAGUAAGUGUACAAGGUAAUGUUUGAGUCUGCUUUGUAGCACUGGUAGCCUGCACUGAAAAGUACACCUUAUGCAAAAUAUGCACUAUGUAUAGAAAAUAGUGGCAAAGGAGUAAAUAACUGAUGGUAUAUUUUUGAACUGACACCUUCUAGCUGUGUUAAACAUCAGAUAAUAAAUUUGUUACAUAUCAAGGGGGAAAUAUUCUCUAUUUUCAGUCAUUACAAAGGAAAUAGUAAUCUAAAUAUCCAUUUUGGGGUUGACCAGCAGAACUUUUAUCCAUUGGAUGGCCAAAUCUUUGAAGACUUCUUCUGCUGGUGUAUGGGAGGCUUUCCUUGUAUGUUAAUUUCCUGACUACCAUAAAUUCAGCAAACCUGAAAAAUUGAAUUAAUGCAUACCAGGCAGUUACAGGGAACCAGGCAGGGGGCCUUCUCCAUAGGGGCACCCUCCCUGUGGAACACCCUCCCUUCAGAUGUCAAGGAGAUAAAGAAUUACACAACUUUUAGAAGACAUCUGAAGGCAGUCCUGUUUCGGGAGGUUUUGAAUGCUUGAAGUUUUUAUUAUGUUUUUAGAUAUGCUGUAAGCCUCCCAGAGUGGCUGAGGAAACCCAGCCAGAUGGGCGGGGUAUAAAUACUAAAUUUGUUGUUAUGAUUAUAAUAAUAUUAUUAUUGAAUCUGAUAUGUGUUGGACUACACAUGAUAAAUCCACCCUUGAUCAUUACCUGAAAAUGCAUGAGCUUGCCCAUGAAAUAUGUAUGGCUGUGUUAUUUGGUGGGAGUCUAUUGCAAGCAUGCUUCAGAGUUUGGGAUGCUAUGGAUGACAAUACAGGACUGCUUCGCAAUGUGAGAUUGUAUGCAUGAAAAGCAACCUUCUAUUACCAUUCUCUUUCUUUGUAAAUGAUUAUCUUUUUAUUAUAAUUGUUUAGCUAUGUAUCUAAGCCUUAGCUCUCAUCAUCACUCUUAUCUGUGAGCUGCUGUCAUAUUUGUGUAUUAAAUAAAUUGAUCUUUGUACAUGAUGCUCUGUACAUAACAAGGAAGGUGUCAUUUGACUGAGAGAAAACUACAGAACCAGAGUUUUUAUGGUGUCAUUCUCUGUGGUGUAACAUGGAAGUGUUUUGAGACCUUUUCUGUGUGUUUUUUAAACACAAAUCUGUAGAGUGGAGUAAAUUGUGAAGAUGGCCAGCUAUUCAGAAUAGUAAAAUUCAAAGAAGAUUAUUCCCCUAAGGAUCUUUUGAAAUUGGGCAAGAGAAUGCAAAAUAAAAUUCAGUGCUGAUCAUAAAUAAAUGGCAUUUGGAACCAUUAUUCCUACACAUUCACCCCCAAGUGCACAUACAGAUAUCUUAAUUGACUUUAACUAUUUGAUAAAUACUUUGCAGUCAUUUGAAAAUGUCAACUGAGCAGUGUGAAAAUGUCAUCUUUGAGCAGCGUGAUAAUGAAGAAAGCAAAUGUAAUAUAAAGAAUUUAAGAGCAGAUAAAAAGCAAGAAAUUGCCAUCUUAGUUGUAGAUUAUUAGAAUUGUAGGUACAAUUUGGCUACAUGUACCUGCAUUUCUUUGACAUUGCUUUACCUCAAACAGUAUAUCAUAUAAUUGGGAAAAUUAUGUUUAAGAAAGGCAGGUUAAAAUGAUAAUCCAUUUAUAAUGGAGAAAAACUUAAAAGGUGAUAAAUUUGCUGUUGAGGAUGUGGUAGGUGCUUUUAAAAUUGAGUGGCAAAAGUGAGUCGGGGAAAGCUAUUACCUCAAAAUGCAAGGAUCCAGGGUUAUCCACAAGAAUUGUCUGACUACAAAUUGAGCAGCAAAAUGAAGUUCUUCACUGUCACGGGAAGCUAUGGUAGACAUUGGGAUAAACAACUAUAAAAAUGUUACAUCAAUACAUAGAAGUUAUAAACUCUGUUAAUCUGGAAGCAACCAGUUUCCUCCUUGCCCUUCCCUUAUUUGUUGUUGUUACAUUCCUCCACUACCAGGCAGUCCCCAUGGCUCUGUUUCUGUGGCUUUAGGCAUUUUUGAUUUUUUUUAAUUUUUUUAAAAAUGCUAUCACUUGAAUGCAGCACUAAGAAAACUCUCAGUUCUGGUGUUCAUUCUGUCAGAACCAACUGUCUCUGGCACAGUGGAGCAGCUUAGAUUAACUACCUCUUAAACUCGUAUUUUGCUGGAGGUCGAAUACUAGGUUUUAUUCCUUUGUUAUGUAACAGUCCAGUCCAGUCCAGUGGGGAGUCAGGAGGGGCAUAUCAACCACGCUUCCAUUUUGUAAGAAUUUGCCUCCAUUGUAACGAGGGGGGAAUUGAUUAGCCUAAUCCUGGGGCCUCUUGGAAGUGCAAAGGAGCUUUGCAUCCCAAGCCACCAUUGAUCUGUCCCAGCCUCCCAAAACACUCUGUUUGAGGGCCGUUCUGCAGGCAUACCAGGGGCCUUUGCAGUGGGCAUUGCCCACUCACUGGUGAAACUCCUGCCUGCUGGGAGAUGCUCCUUCUUCCACAUACAGUGGUACCUCUAGCUGCGGACACAAUCCGUUCCGGGGUGCCGUUCGUACCCCGAAAAGUCCGCAUCUAGAGUGGCGCUUCUGCUCAAGCGCGGAGUACAAUAGAGUGCUUCUGUGCAUGUGCGCCUGGCAAAACCCAGAAGUAUCCACUUCCGGGUUUGCCGCGUUCGCAAGCCGAAAAGACGCAACGUGACCCUAACGCAACACGAGACAUGACUGUACUAACUUGCUCUGGCUAUGUCAAUUCUUUGGGGUGUUUUUAGUUCAGUUAUUUGUUUAGUUUUCAGUUUUAGUGGGUAUUUCUAAAUUGGAACUAUAUUGCUUUGCUGUGACAUGAGCUGCCUUGUGAAGGCUUGGACACUGAAGAGCAGGCUACAAAUAUUUAGAGAAAUAAAAAGUAUGUGCCUAUUUUUUUGUUUUAUAGCUUUCGACAGUCCUGUUGCAAGUCUUGAUGGCUAUUAAUCUCUGUACAGUCAUACCUCGGGUUGAAUGCGCUUCAGGUUGAGCGCGUUACUUCCAGGUUUCGCUGCUUGUGCAUGCGCAGAUGCUCAAAAUGACGUCACGCGCAUGUGCAGAAGCGGCAAAAAGUGACGCGUGCGCGCGCAGACGUGCUAUUGCUAGUUACGUUUGCUUCUAGAUGCGAACGGGGAUCCGGAACGGAUCCUGUUCGUAUCCAGAGGUACCACUGUACUAGAUUUGUUACUAUGUCUGUGUUGUCUCUGAGCUCUUAGCCCUUAAAUAUAAGGCAGUCUUGCGAAGAAACUUUCCUCCCCCUCCAAAACAAAUCAGUGGUCCCCCUGCCCUUGUCAUAGGGCAUAUCUUAAGGUGAUCAGUUUGGGUGGUACUUCACAUCAGAAGCUAAUUGCAGUGCUGUUUUCACACUCUUUGAUCUGGACUAUAUAGUUACAUUUAUUUCCCAUGCUGUAAUGUGCCUAUGUGAAAGACAGAGAUGCAAUUUUAAAUGCGUAGCUUUUUUAAAAAAAUGGUUUUUGGCCAUACUGGAAGAUGGAUAUACAAUUGCAGGUAUUACCUGUAAUGAAUAGACAAGUUCUAUCUUAAGCACAUUUUUAGCCCACCCACCAUUUCCCCACUUGCACUUUUUAAACGUAUGGUUGGAAAACCUUGCCACUUGUCAGUUGCAUCAGUUCCAGUUUCUUCUGCCACAGUUGAAGCUGCUUGGAAAUGCAGGUGGAUUUUGUUUUUCCUGUUCAAAAGGACAUGCACACUGCUGCUCAGCAAUACUUUUAAAAACAAAAAGAGAGAGAAGUCAUUUGUGAAUCUGACUUCAGCAGUUUCUGCUGAGCAGAAGUUGGACAAUGAACUAAGGACUCAGCUAGAUUGGUAAAGUAAAAGUGUUUUAUAUGCGUUGUAUGCGUUGUAACACUGUGACACCACAUGGUGCUGUGGAACCCCGUCUUUCCCUACCAGAUUUCCCUAUAUGAGUUAAUGGCAAUGGGGUGCAUUAGAAACAUCUAUGUGAGAUUUCAUCAGAAUCCAGAUUGGUUUUUACCAGGAUAGGUAGGUGGGAAGGAGUGGCUUUAUCUGCAACAGCUGAAAGGAAUCUAUUUAACGCAGGGAAGAUAGUAAGUUAUGAUCUGGCUCGUUUGCAUUAACAGAAAUGGUGAAAGAUUCCUGAGUGAUGAUGAAAACAGUAAAAGCCAUGAGUGAUUUCAGCACUAGAGAUACUUCUUUCUUUUCAUAAAGACUUUCUGAAGCCACUAUAGUUUUUCUCAACCAGCUAAUACUCUCCAGCCUCUUCCAACUGAAGUUUGUCUAGUCUCCUUUUUGGUCCUGUUUCAGUUUUAGAUCAUAUGCCUUCUGGGCAGCAAUUAUAUUAGUUUCAUGGCUUUGCACACUGCCUGACACCUUAGUGCUAAAUAAAUAUUUUAAAAUAGUAAAGUGCUGUAAACAGCAAAGAAAUACAGGAAUUAAAUCCAAAGCAAGUAGUUGUUUUUAUCCUUGGUUUCGAGGUGUGUGUGAGUAAAGUUGGGAGGUGCUAAGUGAUAACCUGGUAUUCUACCUUGUAGCUUACUUGAUGUUCUACUGACCUACAUUUGCCUCAGCCGUUGCGUGACAAAACUAGGUCAACUUCAGUUUCAGUUCCUAGGUUUUGUCCCAUUUGGGAAAGAGGUGUGUUGCUUUUCUUAAGUUUCAAAUACAACAGAGAGGAAGAUGCCAGUAAGCACAUGAAUAGAAAUCUCUGUGCACUGAAAAACUAAAGAGUAUUUUACAGGUGCUCAGGAAAGAUAUUUAGUCUUAAUCUAAAUUUGCGUACGUUGUGUAUGUAGAGUUUUGUGAGAAUGUAUUUCUUUUAACAGUGUUUUUCUUAAAAAGCCAGAGUCAAACUUUGAAUGGUAAGGUCCCAUUUUGUUCCCCAAAGUGGUGAAAAGUCUCUCACUUUAAAUUAUUGCAACAGUAUCUGGACUGAUCAUAUUAUGCUGAACAAAACUGAACUGCUGUUAUGUCUGCCCCAUUUGGCUGACUGUUUGGACAGGAAGCCUUCUUUUAUAUGGCUCAUUCAUGCUUCUCGCUCGCUCAUGCGAGACCCUGGAUGAAUGAAUGUGCUUUCCCCACCCCAAAGGCUUUGAUACUGUGGUGAGGGGCCCUUCAGCACAGUGUUGUUUAGGCUGACAAUUCUCUUUGCACUUUGUGUUUCUGUGUUUGUUUGGCGCUUGCUCCCCAAAUUAAAAUUAGAAGGUUGAAGAAAUGUAAAAUUUAGGAAGAUAAAAUCAACUGUAGACAGAUGAUAAAGAUAAGGAAAGAAGUAAAUUGUUUUAGGGGGAAAGGUCAGUUUUGUACAUAGCACCUUUUAUUGCACUGUUUUUGGCCACUGUGAUAUAAUGGGUAUGUUGGAUUUCGAUUCGGGAAACAUGGGGAUGAAAUCUCCACUGAGUCAUUUCACCAUUCCCUUUCAGUCUGAAGAUCAAAUGAAAAAGCCCGGUAUAUGUUGCCCUGAAGUCAUAAAAGCUUGGGUGUGAUUUGGAUGUAAUGAACUGGAUAAUGGGAUUGCAGUCGAAAAUGUACUUUUAUUGGAUAAUGUUAAGGGACUUUUAGACCUCUACCCCUUCCCCAUUUCUCAACUGCAAAUAUGACUACUUCUUCUUUUUUCCGAUAGUUUGCAAGCAAACAUGAUAUAUACUGUAUACAGAAAAUUGGAUCCAUUUGUGUCCUCUUAUCAGUUGUGACAGAAUACUCUUUGAACCAACAGAGGCUUCAGUGAAUGGAAAGCAGGGUGGGUACAGGCAAUUUUCUCUGAUCCCACUUUCCCUCUUGCAGCUCCCUUUGCCAUGCCAAUACGUUCCAGAGAGUUGGGGGACCCUUUGGAACAGCAUUGAGACGUGAUGCAAGGGCCUGCAGGAGAAAAGAGGCUAUUUUUGAAAACCCCCCCCCUUUAUUGCUCACAGGCGCCUCUAAUUGAUCAAAGAGCCUUCCAUCAAUGGUGGGACACAGUUGGAUACAACCCAGAAAGCUUGAAUUUAAUUCUUUCUUUUCUACCUGCAUUUGAAAUCUCAUGUCUGUCAAUCCCCUCUUCUGUGUUUGAAAAUAAAACUUUGUAUGCCGAAAGGCUUGAGGUUGCAUUCUUCUGUACUUUGAAGACUGGUUAGGGUGUUAAUAUUUAUAAAACAUAUUUAACUAUAUCUGUUGGAUUUAAUAUAAAUGGCUAAAAGUGUUACUUAUGCUUUUGGGAUUUGUGUUGCUUUACUGAGUUAGUAAUUAUAAUUCUCAAGAGACCCUUUGCUAUGAAAGAUUGCAUAGAGUGAGUAAAACUUGCAGUUAGGCAUUUCCACACCAUUCUUUCUCAUAUAAUCAUGCACCAAUAAUUAAGAUUAUUCAGCACUUACAUCACAUUUUUAAUUGCAGGGAAUCUGGUUUUGAAAAGGUCAUGACAUCCUGGAUUUUGUUUUUCCUGCAUGUUGUAGGAAUUUUUUAAAAACAGUAAGGUGCAGUUCUAAAAGGCACAUUUCUUGUAAAGAUACAUGUUUUUGCCCAAGCUUUCCCUGACCUAUAAGAUCAGACCCUAUUUUUGUCUAUAAAUUCCCUGAAUUCUUGUUUGUAUUCUUAUAUGCUUUUAUAAUACUAUUUUGCUGGUUUUAUGUUGUAUACUGUUUUAAUUAUAUUCUUUGCAGUUUUCUGUUGUACAGCAUUGAGAUAUUUUUUAAAAUAUUAUAACCGUUAUAAAUGUUUUAAAUAAAAAUAAAUAAAAUAUUUCUCCUCCCCUCUGUUGUUUUCACCUAGUGCCUAAAGAUAUGUAAUGGAGACACCAGGCAAGCCUCUACUGGGCGAUCAAAGCAGUUUCUGUGCCAAAACCAGGCCUAAAGCCCCAUUGCAUGCAUGUUUAGAAUGUUGUAUUAUUUUAUUGUUGUUAGCCGCCCUGAGCCUGGCUUCGGCUGGGGAGGGCAGGAUAUAAAUAAAUUAUUAUUAUUAUUAUUGUUAUUGUUAUUGUUAUUAUUGACAUGGAGCUACAAAAUCAGUUGAGGAAAAUAAGUUCUAUCCCUCGCACUUCCAGUCUAUAUGACAGCUAGUGCUGAUGCCUGUAGUUGCAAUGACUUGCAGCACACACACAGCUUUCCAACUUUAUGUUUCAAUUGCACACCACAUGUUAAAAGUAUUUUGCAAGCCUUCGGGCAAGCACGGCCAAACUUGGCCCUCCAGCUGUUUUGGGACUACAAUUCCCAUCAUCCCUGACCACUGGUCUUGUUAGCUAGGGAUGAUGGGAGUUGUAGUCCUAAAACAGCUGGAGGGCCAAGUUUGGCCAUGCCUGCCUUAGGGCUUUAAUCCAGUCUUGGGUUCAAUUUUUCACUUAUUCAAACUUCAUGCAUUUGGGGAAAGUGCUUCCACAUCGUGCACAUAAGAGUGGCAGUGUCACCCUCAGAGGGUGCCCUUUUGGGGGGUCAUCACCCUUGGGGCCCUUUGCCCAAGGAACCAGGUGGAGGUGUUUGGAUUCCACCCAUUAUCUCUCUUGAUGGCAGCAGCUCUUCUGGUAAAAAGUGCCUUUGGAGACUAAUUGCAUAGAUAGUAAAGAAGAGUUGCUACUCCGGUAUAUAAUUAAAUGUGUGUUUAUAGGAAGCCUGGUGCAUACAAAAUGGCAGAUUUCGUUUUUACUGUGAGCCAAUGAAUAGUGUUGGAUAGUAGCCUUUGAAAGCAGUUGUUUAUUUUGCUUCAAAGCCUUAGGGAGCUGUUGUGUACAAGAAUUAUGAGAAGGAAUGAAAUCGAAACACUGCAUGGGAAAGUAUAUCAUGUUCACAAAUCGUUCAGAUUUUUCAGGUCGUGGGGCCGAAACAAGCUGCUUAAGCUUAUUGAUUAACCUUCCUUGGCAUACUUUGAUCCAUGUCUCCGCCCUAUUGAUGAAGAUUGUAAGAAAUUAGGAUUUGCAGAUUGCAGUUUCUGGCACUGAGGAAGAGAAGAAUAAAGGAAAAGGAGAUCAAGAACCAGAAGCACAAGAUAGCUGAAUAUAGAUUAGCAACACAGCACAUGUUUUAAUAUUUGGAUUUAGAAACAAGGUGGUUGUAGUAAUGGCCCAAUGGGUGUGUCCUCCCUGCCCUCCCGGUCCAAUUCUUGCACUACAUAUUUUAGGCAGUCUGCAGAUUCUAAUACUUGUUAGUGUAACUUUGCAAAUACCUAUGGGAUAUGAGCCCACAUAUUCCUAUUGUGGUUCAGUAGAAGGUUGUCGCCUAAAAGAAACAGAAGUUUUCUGGGUCCAAGACAAUUUUUCCGGGUCCAAGAUAAUGUUUUGUUGCGGUGGUGGCAUCCCCCACAAAAGCCAAACAACUGCACUCUAAGAAGCUUAACAAUUUUUGGGUGAUCUGUGCAGGAAAAGCUCAACAACUCAACGGCAAUCUCCCCCCGCCCCCCAAAAAGCUUAAGAACCCAAGAAAUAUUGACUUUUUGAUUUUUGCUUCAUAAAAAUAAGAAUAGGGGUCAUCUUAUACAUGGGGGCAUCUUAUACACAGAAAAAUAUGGUAACUUUUGCAACAAUUAUGUGGCUGUUCUUUGAAUACAGAGCCAGAGGUUUGGAGAAAAAAGGAAAUUAAUCUGGAACAAAUUUAGAUAGAAGACAAAGUGAGGGAAGAUGUAUUUUCUAUUGAAAGUGCAGAGAAAACAAGAAAUAGUGGGUACCAGUGGAGGGAGGAAAACAGAGUGUCUGGCAAAUUUUGAGAAAUUUAGUCUUAACAGGAGAGCCCUUGGCUGGUAUGUAUACUCAGGAUCCCAGCUCUUGUUCUUUACAGGUAGACUAGUUUGGAUGAGGUAUGCUUAUUAAUACCUGAAAAUGGUAGAUCUUAACUAAGGCCUGGUUCUUGAUUUUGACAUGUUAAAUUUUAAUCUAUAAUGUGGUUUUCCUGCUUAGUUGAGCCAGUUCUAGACUAGAUGAGUUAUUCGUGGAUACCUUGCCACUCUUCAGUUGUAUUCUGUAUCAUAAGAUAGUACAAUAACUGAUGGUCUCUGUAGCUAGUCAUAUAAAACAUUUAAUAGAACAACUUGCUUAAGAUUCACAAAUGUGUUAAAUAGUUUUUAGCCUUUACAGUUCUGUUGUUAACCACAAAAUAUGAAUAGUUAGUACCUUUGGUUUGCUAAAUGGGCUUCCCUUUUCUCGCUUAUAUAUUUUUCAUGGUAGUUUGAAUAAUCCUUUGUUAUUUCACUUUCCAGAGGCCUUCAUGCCUUUUACUUCCUGUUGUUAGAUCAGAUGGUGCUGGUGCUGUGCUGGCCACAGAAAGUAAGAAUUCCGUAAUUUCUUGUGAUAUUUAAUGGACUUACAAAUGGCAUCCGUCAGAUCGCCUAGGGCAGGGGUGCCCAAACUUUUUUCAAAGAGGGCCAGAUUUGAUGAAGUGAACAUGUGAGAGGGCCGACCAAAGUUGUAGUUGUUGAGCUUUUUUUAGGAUAAAACUGCCACAGUGGCCGGAUAAAGUAAAACCAGCCGGGGGGCCGCAUUAGGACCCCAAAACCGACUUUGGACAUGCCUGGCCUAGGGAGAUUUAAAAUUACAUCCUUGAUGUAUGGAUAGAUUCGUGUGCAUGCAGUCUCCAGGCUGUUGCCCUUGUGUUUCCCCCCAAGUUGUGUUGUGCUUUCAUGAUUGAUCAUACGGUUUUCUCCCUCCUUGCCGUAAAGGUAAAGGCGCCCCUGACCAUUAGGUCCAGUUGUGGCCGACUCUGGGGUUGCAGCACUCAUCUUGCUUUAUUGGCCGAGGGACCCGGUGUACAGCUUCCGGGUCAUGUGGCCAGUAUGACUAAGCCGCUUCUGGCGAACCAGAGCAGCGCACGAAAACGCCGUUUACCUUCCCGCCGGAGCGGUACCUAUUUAUCUACUUGCACUUUGACGUCCUUUCGAACUGCUAGGUUGGCAGGAGCUGAGCCUGAACAACAGGAGCUCACCCCGUGGCAGGGAUUCGAACCGCCAACCUUCUGAUCGGCAAGCCCUAGGCUCUGUGGUUUAACCCACAGCGCCACCCGCGUCCCUUUACCUUAAAGGGCCACACGCUAAAAUGCUGAAGGGAGUCAGAAAGCCUCACAGUGGCAGCAGUAUGGUACCUGCCUUGGGAUUUCUUCCUUCCAGUCAUUGAGCUUAUAUCUCUAAGUGUGGGAAAUGUGUCUUGUUCUCACUUAGCAGUCACUCUUUGGGCAGCAGUCUGGUCCAUUUAGGGAAAUUAAACCUCUGCAUUCAUCCAGACCAUUUACUGCCCUUGCACUGGACAUGUGCAUGGUGGGGAUUGGUUACUUUCCUCGUGGUGACCAGGAGCCAGAAGCUCUUAGUAUCUUAGAAGGGGAGGUGUCAGCCAUAUUUGCAAUCAAUACGGUGUCCUGUCCAAUGUAGAAGCCCCAUUCAGCAGAAUUCAUGUGGGGUGUGGGGGGCAUUGAGUUUGGGGGUAAAGAAGCGUACUUGGAAGAGGAGGAAAGGAGGCAAAGCUAGGGUCAUUGGAGGAAGAGGAGCAGGCAGUCAAGGAGUUCAGGGCUUACGGCUCCAAAUAAUUGCUUGCAAGACUGGCAUUUAAAUUUGUACUCUAUGCCUUAAAAUUCUGUACAUAACAGAGCAUGUUUGACAUUUCAAUUAAUUACAGUAUAAGUGUGUGUGCGUGUGUGUGUGUGCGUGCGCACUGUACUUCACUAUUCCCAAAUUAUUCUGCCAUCCAAACAAGAAAUAAUAUCUUGUACAGUCAUACCUCGGGUUGAAGUAGCUUCGGGAUGAAUAUUUUCGGGUUGCGCUCCGUGGCAACCUGGAAGUAACGGAGCGUGUUACUUCCGGGUUUCACUGCAUGCACAGAUGCUCAAAAUGACAUCACGCACAUGUGCAGAAGCGGCGAAACGUGACCUGCGCAGUUGCGUGUUGCGUUCAUUUCAGGAUGUGAAUGGGGCUCCGGAACGGAUCGCGUUCGCAUCCAGGAGUAACACUGUAUUUCUGAGGGUGUUUUUUUCCAGCUUACUUCAAAUUUCAUGUGAUGCCUCCCUCCCUCCUAUUUUUUCCUCUUCCCAUCAGCUCCCUAACUGGUGCCACUACCUUAGUACAGCCCUUUAUUUUAUUUGUUACAUUUAGGUUUUUCAUCUAGUCAACAUACUGUGGCCAAAAGCUCUCUACAGACCGUUUUCUUCUGCCACCUUUUCUCUUCUUUCGUGUGACCAGGUUCAUAGUUCCGUAUGAAAACAGAGAGAUUUCUUUUUUACAAUAGAUCGUGUCCACAUUAAAAUACAUUUAGAUUAAUACAGUUUGAAAGUUGCACUAGUAGAACUAUUCUGUGAACCUCUGAUGUUCUUCAGAUAUUAGCUGCUAAUGUUAUUACUUGAUUAUGACAAAGGGCUUUCCACUCUUCACAGCAUUCAAAAAUGUUCACUCUUCACAAAUGAAUAGAGACUUAAGUUUAUACUAGAGGCUGUUUUUAGGUAACAUGGUAUUUGCUUAGAUACAUAUUAACAUAUUUCCUCAGAUACAGUGGAGCACGAAUAAUUAUUUUUCCUAAAAAUGAGUAACUAGAUGAAAUGGAGAGGUACUUUCCAACCGUAUGAUAUGAAUAUCCUUAGACCAAAGCAGUGCCCCUCUCCACAUCAGUUGUGUUCUUCAGAAAGGUGCUUCCUUUUGAAUGAACAAACAGCUAGUUUUAUAACCAAUCUCAUUUCCACUGUCUUCUGUGUUACUGUAAUUGAACCUUCCUUGUUGUCCUUAAAAGCUUAACUAGUCCAGGCAAAGCCAUGAUUACAAACAAAACAGAGCAAUCAUGAAUAUCUCAGUAAAACAUAAACUUGUAUUUAGACUGUUUUUAAAAUAAGCAUAAAUUAGUGCAUUGUAGCCAUAAUUCUUUAGGCUGUGGAAAUGUAUAAUUGCCCUAUUUACUCUCAACAUGGAAUAAACGCCCAGUCUCUCUAACUGGUUUUGCCUGAUUCUUUUAUUCUCUCUAGCCUGCGGUCAUACAGUAUACGAGGGCAGCCCAACUUUUCAUACCAAGUGGGCUACAAGAGUACUUGGACAUGGAACUUGCAGGCCGCACACUGCCUUGUCUUGUGCAUGUGUGUGUGUGUGUGUGUGUGUGUGGAGAGCAAGCUCAAAAACUGAUUCCCAUCCCCACCAGGCCCUCAUGCUGCCUUCCCAAAACUGGUUAAGCAAGGUGCUGGGCUUUGGGUAGGAGGCAUGAGGCUCUGGCAGGGUCCUUCCCAUCUCCUUCCCAAAGCUGGGAAAGCACCAGCUAGGCUUUGGGAAGGGUGUGGGAGGACUCUAUGAGCCCUCCAGAACCCCCACACCUUUCUCAAAGCACAGAGCCUCACUUACCUGGUUUUGGGAAGGCAACACGAAGGCUGCGAGGGUGGGGUGGGUCAAAUGUUACUGAGGGCUGACAAAAAACGGCCUCAGGGGCUGUGCGUUAGACCACUUUUCAGUAUACUAAAAGUCUUGAUAUCUUAAAAAGCAGAGACAUCACCUUGCCGUCAAAGGUCCGUAUAGUUGAAGCUAUGGUUUUCCCAGUAGUGAUGUAUGGAAGUGAGAGCUGGGCCAUAAAGAAGGCUGAUCGCUGAAGAAUUGAUGCUUUUGAAUUAUGGUGCUGGAGGAGACUCUUGAGAGUCCCAUGGACUGCAAGAAGAUCAAACCUAUCCAUUCUGAAGGAAAUCAGCCCUGAGUGCUCACUGGAAGGACAGAUCCUGAAGCUGAGGCUCCAAGACUUUGGCCACCUCAUGAGAAGAGAAGACUCCCUGGAAAAGACCCUAAUGUUGGGAAAGAUGGAGGGCACAAGGAGAAGGGGACAACAGAGGACGAGAUGGUUGGACAGUGUUCUCAAAACUACCAGCAUGAGUUUGACCAAACUGCGGGAGGCAGUGGAGACAGGAGUGCCUGGCGUGCUCUGGUCUAUGGGGUCACGAAGAGUCGGACACGACUAAACGACGAAACAACAGCAAAGAGUCUUGAUAUUUCCAUUAUGAACACACACAACUAGUCGGAUAACUCAGUAAAGCACUGUGAUUUUUGCCUUAAGGAACUCCUAUGCCUCCCCAUUCCUGCUGUUCAUAGGAACACUGCAGAAUGUCAGAGCAAUGCCUAGCAUCCAUUAUAGUUUGGCUAGCACAUUUUAAUUGUUGCCUCUCAAAAUCCUGAUUUAUUUAUUUUUUUAGUCCCCCCCCCCCCCCAGAUAAUCAGCCCUCUCUUGAGCCAGAGGCUCCUGUGCUUUAAGCCAGUGGUUCUCAAAGGGUGUGGCACAUCACACUGGUGUGGCAGGAGAGGAUGUGGUGGGAAGAUUCAAGGACAAUCAGAGAAACAUUUAAACAUUUCAGUACAGUAUGGUAUAGUGUCAAAUUAAAAUUGUGUGUGUGUGUCUGUGUGUGUGUACAUAAACACAACCAGAAACAGUAUCCAUGCCUCUUCAAGAGCAUUGCUAUAGUUCUCUAUGACAUAUUGUUGUGAACACGGAUUUUCAAUUCUGAAGAAUAUGAGAUUACCUGGCAAAAGCAAACUCACACCUUAAGUAGGUUUAUACCUACUUAAGGUACAUAUGUAAGAGGCUCGUUUAUAAAGUGGUACCUCAGGUUAAGUACUUAAUUCGUUCCGGAGGUCCGUACUUAACCUGAAACUGUUCUUAACCUGAAGCACCACUUUAGCUAAUGGGGCCUCCUGCAGCUGCGCCGCCGGAGCCCGAUUUCUGUUCUCAUCCUGAAGCAAAGUUGUUAACCUGAAGCACUAUUUCUGGGUUAGCAGAGUCUGUAACCUGAAGUGUAUGUAACCUGAAGCGUAUGUAACCUGAGGUACCACUGUAAUUAUAUUUUCCGAACGAUUUAUGUUCUUAUAUAGCUGCAUUGGCUUAUACUUUCUGGAUGUUCCAUGAUCAUAUUAUAAAGUAGUUGUGUUCUUUGUUAUAAAUCAAGCACUGUUUUCCAAUGUAUUUCUUAUCAAUAAAAAAAUGAGGUGUGGUGCAAGCAAAUUAUUAUUCUGAAAAUGUGACCCAUAGAAUUUUUUUUAAUUUUUUUUUUUUUUGAGAACCACUGCUUUAAGCACACCUUGAUCUCAACAUAUGGAAACAGAAGGGAUCAAAGUAAAAGUCCUGAUAUGAUGAAAAGUUAUUCCAAAGAACUGUGGAGUACUUUCAUUUUGCUCUGAAUUGAUUUAGCUCAGGUAUACCCUUCUGGAAAGUCUAGCAAAUAAAUAAUGCACUCUUUUAAUUUAUUUAUUUUAUUAAAUUUCUAUUCCACCCUUCCUCCCAAAGGAAGGAACAGUGUCCUUUUAGAUUGCAGUAAUAGAUGGAUGGGUAAAUAAAGAAUAAAAGUUGCUUUAUUUUCAUGAUUGGGCUGCCUCUUGCAGAAUAAUUUAUUUCUUUUUUGACAUAGCUAUACACGUAAACUAUAUUUGGGCAGACAGGUAAAUUUUGAGUGGGUGCCUACAAAGCUGGUUUUCCUAAAUAGGCCAGUAUUUCCCGCAGAUUUCUGGUGUUGCAAGAACAGAGCCCACAACUGUUGACGAGAGGAAGAAAUGUGUUGGGGAAUCAACCAUAACACUUUCACAGAAACUUAUCUCCAUUUGGGACUGUGAUUCUGGUUUGGCUUUAAGGAACCCUCUUAUGGCCAAAUUACAUAAGAUGCCAGUCUUGUUUCAUCAAGCAUGCUUAAGCUAGCUGUUGUUAUUUUGAAGAAAACGCAGUUACAGUGGUACCUUGGGUUAAGUACUUAAUUCGUUCUGGAGGUCCAUUCUUAACCUGAAACUGUUCUUAACCUGAAGCACCACUUUAGCUAAUAGGGCCUCCCACUGCCGCUGCGCGAUUUCUGUUCUCAUCCUAAAGCAAAGUUCUUAACCCAAGGUACUAUUUCUGGGUUAGUAGAGUCUGUAACCUGAAGCACCUGUAAGAGAGCCAGUGUGGUGUAGUGGUUAAGAGUGGUAGACUCGUAAUCUGGGGAACCGGGAUUGCGUCUCCGCUCCUCCACAUGCAGCUGCUGGGUGACCUUGGGCCAGCCACACUUCUCUGAAGUCUCUCAGCCCCAUUCACCUCACAGAGUGUUUGUUGUGGGGAAGGGAAAGGAGAAUGUUAGCCGCUUUGAGACUCCUUUGGGUCGUGAUAAAGCGGGAUAUCAAAUCCAAACUCCUCCUCUUCUUCUUCUGUCUGUAACCCAAGGUACCACUGUAUAGGGUUCAAAUUAGGCCCCUUACCAGUUUUCUGCUGAAGCCUCCGUCCUUCCUAACCUGACUUCUUUUAGCCCCGGAUGGUGUUGUUUGCAUUAAACAGUACUCUUGGGGAGCAAAAACAGCCAGGAAGGAGUGGUUUUCAUUAGAAAACCAACAGGGGACCCCAGUCAGGAGCAUGUUCUGGGUUGCAGCCCUGCGGCUGCUUUUUCUCCAAAAACUUUAAAGCAUCUUUUCUGUGCAAGCUGAGAACCUUUAUAUUCAACUUGAGUGUUUUUUUUUCAAAUCUGAGUGUCCCAGUUUAUGACUCAUGUUUCAUUGUACUGUAUAUCUGCCAGAAAGUACCAAUUUUGAUGCAGCUUUUGUUGUUUUGUAUUUUCAAUGUUGAGGUUUGUUUGUUUAUUUUGUGAGUCAUUCAGAGAACAUGUGCUGUUGGGCCACUGUACAAAUGUGGACAAUAAAUAAUACCUACAAUAAAAACCGCCUCGCCUGGUAUGCCCCGCGGAGGACCUUAAGGUCCACAAAUGACAACAUUUUGGAGGUCCCAGGUCACAAGGCGGUUAGAUUGGUCUCAACUAGGGCCAGGGCCUUUUCAGUACUGGCCCCAACUUGGUGGAAUGCUCUGUCACAAGAGACUGGGGCCCAGUGGGACUUGACAUCUUUCGCAGGGCCUGCAAGACAGAGCUGUUCCGCCUGGCCUUUGGUUUGGACUCAGUCUCACCCUUAUGUUUCCCUCCCCUUAUGGUCUUGAUUUAUCGGCUAUUUUAAAAUGAGGCUUCAUUUUAAAUUGCAUUUUAACCUGUAUUUUAAAUUGGGGGUUUUUUUGUCCCUCCCCCCCUUUCCCCCUAUUAUGUUUUUACUGUGAUUUUUUUGGUGUUAGCCACCCUGAGCCCGGCUCUGUCCGGGGAGGGCGGGGUAUAUUAUUAUUAGCAUGCUUGUUUUAAGCACAUGGCUAACUUCACAUGUAGUUUGACCCUUAAAGGUAAAGGUAAAGGGACCCCAGACCCAUUAGGUCCAGUCGUGACCGACUCUGGGGUUGCGGCGCUCAUCUCGCUUUAUUGGCCGAGGGAGCCGGCGUACAGCUUCCGGGUCAUGUGGCCAGCAUGACUAAGCUGCUUCUGGCGAACCAGAGCAGCGCAUGGAAAUGCCGUUUACCUUCCCACCGGAGCAGUACCUAUUUAUCUACUUGCACUUUGACGUGCUUUUGAACUGCUAGGUGGACAGGAGCAGGGACCGCGCAAUGGGAACUCACCCUGUCAUGGGGAUUUGAACUGCCAACCUUCUGAUCGGCAAGUCCUAGGCUCUGUGGUUUAACCCGCAGCGCUACCCGCGUCCCACAGUUUGACCCUUAGCACCCUGCUAUUGCCUCUCCAUCAUUGGUCUGCUGCUCCUCAAUAAUGCAUUAUGAGGUCUCAUAGCCAAUGGUUGAGAUCUUUGGCGAAGUAGUGCCUGGGAAGGAGAUCUGGGAGAGAAGAAGCUGGCUUUGGGACAGUGUUGUUGUGUAAGGCACAACAGAUUCCUGCCCACGCAGCAGGAUUUCUACUUCUCCUCCUCUCCCCUACAGCCCCCGCUGCUACAUGCCCCCAGAAUCAGCUCCAGAGGGUUGGAGGACCCUUGAGAGAAGAUGUGGGUGGUGGUGCAGAUGGCUUCACCAGUGAGGAGUAGAAAGAGAAAUCCUGCUUCAUGAGUUGGAACUGCAGUUGUUGUUGUCAUCCAUCUGUCUUGAAAUAUAAUGGAGUGCACCUCUGGGUGUGAAGUCAAAACCGCUCUGUUAGCAGCACCGGUGUAUAGUGUUAGAUGCAACUCACAGUUGCAUUUAUCUUCUUACUUGAAAUAUGCAUAGGUUGAAGAAUCUGAUAUGUAGGAAGGAAGUAGUACUAUAUAGACAAAGGCUCAGAGUUCAAUAACUUUUUAUUAUAGGUUCAAAGUUUUUUUAAAAGACCUUUGUUUUCGUACAAGGAAGUGUGUCGCUUAACAUUUUUUUCAUUAUUCUCAGAUGAGAAACUGAUGUCUAAAAUGGACUGUUUCCACUAAAAAACCAAAUGAGUAGUGAUCAAAGAAAUUCCAUUUCUCUUCCUUUCUUACUCUUUACUAAAACACUAAGCCCACAACUUAUGUGGGGGUUCCAUUUUGGGGGUUGUGCUUAAAGCCAAAACUGCAUAUUGUCAAAACACAUUGGGAUCUGUGGUGGGUGGGUUUGCCAAAGUCAUUUCCCCCAGAACCCCACCUCCUUUCUGGCCCCUUUUUAAUUUUUCGCCACAUGCAGAUUGCUAAAUGCACACAAAUUAAAUGUGUGUAAGUUGCAGACUUACUUUAUAUAUCAGUACCUGGCGCAUCUAUAUAGCUGAGUAUCAGUACCUAGAAACACAACUGUUGCAUGUAUUUUAUAACUAUGAAUUUGCUUUCUGAAAUUGGUGUAAAAUUUUCAUAAUAAUGCAAAAGAAAAUUCAGUUUAUAUGCCUAUUUAGUUUAUAUGUGUAUUCUUUUCCUAGAACACAUCAGUAAUGGAGGAUCAGAAUGAAGAUGAGUCUCCAAAGAAAAACACACUGUGGCAGGUAGGCUUUCUGCUUUUCUUUAAAAUGCAGCAAAUUGAUGUCACCUUUCUCUUCUUUUUCUUUUAUUAUUGUUUUGGAAUUAUUACCUUUGGCAUUUCCCCAGCCAUAGUGUCUUCAGAUGCUAUUGGUAUGUUCUUAAGUUUGGCAUAUGCAAGAGCUACCAGACAAAAUUCAGGCCUCAUGAGAUCUACAGGUAUAAGGCGGUAUACAAAUAUUAUUAUUAUUAUUAUUAUUAUUAUUAUUAUUAGUUAUGGCUUGGAUAUACCGUAUUUUUAUGUCUAUAAGACGCCCCCAUGUAUAAGACACCCCCUAUUUUUGGGGACUCCGAUUUAAGAAAAUGGGGGGGGAGAGAUGGCCCCCAUGUAUAAAACGCCCCCAAAAUUUUGACAUUAUUUUUUUGGGGGGGCUAGUCUUAUAUACAGAAAAAUACGGUAAUUCAACUUUUGGGUUUCUUGGUGGUCUACAACAGGGUGGCAGUUACAUAAAUGCAGAUGGAUAAUAUUUUAAGUUUCAUCUUCACUUUGGAAGGGUUUGCUCCUGGAGCUUUUAAUAAUCACAGCAUCACUGCUCUGCUGGCCAAAAUCCUUAUUUUCUUUGCUUCAGGCUCCCUAAUCUCAAAUAGCACUUUACUCAGCUACAAAUGCAGCCAUUUUGGAAAUGGGGUUCAUUCAACAUGCCACUGUCACUUGGCAUUUAUCAUUGGGUGAGCAUGAAGGGAUGUAGUGGUUGUGUGACACUAGCUGUUCUGGCUAUAAGAUGGAAAGCGGAACAGCGCUGAACCUGCAGAGCUAUAGCAACUACACUUUUAACACAUCACCCUAACUCAUUAAGGCUCAAAGGCCUUGGGUUGUAUGCAACACCGCACAAGCACUGUUCCCCUUGUGCAGCAGAGCUUUCCCUUCCUCUCCCUGCCUGCAGAUUUUGGAGUGUGCUCAGGGGGUGCCAGAGGAGAAAGAAGUUCUGUUGUGCAGAACUGGAAUGGUAGUGUUGGAUACAACUCAGAGCUGCAAGCUGAUGGAUUGUAUUUUCUUGGCCAAGAAAUGUGGUAUCAUAUUUUUUGCUCUAUAAGACUCACCUUUUCCCUCCUAAAAAGUAAGGGGAAAUGUGUGUACGUCUUAUGGAGCGAAUGCAGGCUGCGCAGCUAUCCCAGAAGCCAGAACAGCAAGAGGGAUCGCUGCUUUUGCUGCGCAGCGAUCCCUCUUACUGUUCUGGCUUCUGGGAUUCAGAAUAUUUUUUUUCUUGUUUUCCUUCAAAAACUAGGUGUGUCUUAUGGUCUGGUGCGUCUUAUAGAGCGAAAAAUACGGUAUAUUGCUGUGUGGCUAUGGAAAAGUGGCAGGCUCAGUUUGCCACUUGAUUAUCCACACAUGCCCUCAUUCUAGGCAAAUAUAAAUUACAAGGAUGUUACGUAUUUCUCCUAAUAUUUGUUCUACUUUUUUAACAACCCUUGAAUAAGGGGUCAAGGAACAGUUGUAAGGUUCAUAUUUAUAAGUUUCAGGAGGCUUUUUCUGAGUUCUAAGGUGGACUGUCAGUGUUCUUGCUUGAUGUCUGAAGCCCCUGUGGGCUAUCGCCAAAGUUCAACAGUCAAUGGGCUUUGUCUAGUGCCUUAAUACAUGGUACUGUGAAUUAAUCUUUUUCUCUGUGGAUCGUGAAUUUCGGAUUCCUUGUUCACAAAUUCUGGGCGUCUGUUUUGCCUUUUGCAGUCACUAGGUGGUGCUGUGAGUGCAAUGAUUGAGAUUCUCAUCAGAGAUUAGGAAAUUAGCUGACAUGAUUGCUUUUAGUAGUCUAAGAUUAAUAACUGUGGAAAUUACCCUAACAGCUCUCCUGUCUUUGCUGAAUCUUAUUUUAUUUUGUGGACAACUUGUAGAGAUUAGAACAUUUUUUCCACAGUCUAGUUAGGAUAGGUGCUUGGCUUGUUGCAGUUUCCAGAUGCAUUCAGAUAUUUGAUUUGGUAGCUGACCCAAUUUGUUCAGGUUGGCUUUACGUGAAACCACACUCGUUAUGUCAGACUGCAGCUCUUGCAACAGUUUCAGUUUAUGAAAUUGGAUCAAGCUGUUGUGAAAACUCUGGUGCCUUGUUCAUGCUGUACAUCUUAAAGGCAGCAAGCUUAUCUGUAUCUAGCCACUUAACUAGCUAGUUUGUCUUUAUCACUGUGUAUACGUACGUCAAUCAAAAGUAUUGUUUGUUCAAGAAACUGAUCAUAAACAACUGCUGGAAUAAUGUGCACAACUUAUUCCUUUAUGGGGCAGGGGGGAGAUCAAUGGACAGCAAUUCAGAUGCUGAAAUCCAUAAUAGUACCCACAUAGAAAUGAAAUGUCAAAAGAAUGUACCAAAUGUGUGCAGACUAAUGUUUGGUGGGAAAAUUCUGGUCCAGAGUGCAAAAAAGGUGCUCCAGUAGCUAUUUUGUUUUUGAUUGAUUGAUUGUUGUUGUUGUUAAUUUUAGUUAACUCUAACCUUUUUCCCCAAAAGUAGAAUUUGAAAUGCUGAUAUAGUUUAAUUUUGUGUUCUUAAAAAACAGAUAAGCAAUGGAACUUCAUCUGUGAUAGUCUCAAGGAAACGACCAUCUGAAGGAAACUACGAAAAGGAAAAAGACUUGUGUAUUAAAUAUUUUGACCAGUGGUCUGAAUCGGAUCAGGUUGAAUUUGUGGAACACCUUAUUUCACGAAUGUGUCAUUAUCAGCAUGGACAUAUUAAUUCUUACCUAAAGCCUAUGUUGCAAAGGGAUUUCAUCACUGCUUUACCAGGUAAGCUGCAUCACAUUUAAAAGAAGGAAUGUACAAAAUGGGUGUGUGCUAUGAUCUAAUAUCAUUUCUUGUUAAUGGAGUCAGUACGGUGCAUAUUUAAAAAAACAGUCAGCUAUGUCUGAAUAAUUGCAGUGGCCACUGGAUGCCAGUAUUGUUCCAUCGAAACAUAGAAUAUGCCUUGUUUGUCUUUAAAUGGGAUUUUAUCUGAAGUGCGAAUUGUAUUUUAAACUUCUCAAACUUCCAUGCAAGACUUGUGCUGCAUUUUUCAGUGCUGUGUUUCCUAGCUACUGUUAGAAACACUCUCAGAGGUAAAACAAGGUCCAUACUUUUUCAACUAACCUAGUUAUUUUGGUUUUCAUGUACCAGGUGCGUUGUAUUAAAACUAGCCUAGUAGCUUUUCUUUCUAAAAGUUUUGUUUCAAAACUGGAUGGGUAGUUAAAGAAACAGCUUCAUACACUUGUUCAUUAUGAGACUCAGUAUUAUUGUGCUAGAUGUAACACUUCAUUGAUCCUAGACAGAUAAGCCCACUGAAGUUGUUGUGACUUCCUUUGACAGCCAUCAGGACUUGGAUUGUAAUUAGUUUUAGACUUAUUUAUGCUGAAAUGGGUCUUCCUAUUCCCCAACAUAUUGAUUAGAUAUAUUCACUGUUUUGUGCCUAGUAUAAUCUUGAUAUGGAUGUCUUCGAAUAUUAUAAAACCCUAGAUAAAAAGGGAGCAAGGAAUGGACAGCUGCAGUGAUGCUUGGCUUCCUUUUGUAAACCUGAAGACUUUUAUGACCAUUGUGCAAUGAGUGCAUUAAAUUAACUUUCCUGCAGUUCUGGUAUCUGAGCAUAAUGUCUGUUUCUAUCCUUCUCAGGGAGCUCAGAGCAGUGUACUUAAGGUGCCCAGGCAAUCCUCUCAUCCCAGACACGGGCCAGAGGCACUCCUAAAUGACAUAUGAGUAAUGAUUCCUGUGAGUUUUGCCCACACAUCCCAGCUAGUUGGAAACUGUAAUACAAAACAGGCGUGAGAAACUGGCUGUGUAUCUCACGGCCUUGACUCAUGAGGAAGGACCCCGUAACCUAGAGGGAUACUAUAGGACAGAGAGCUUUUUAUGGUAUGGGGAGAAGAGUGGGAUUUGGGGAGGUGUUACUGUUGCACCAAAAGCUUGAGGAUCUGUCUUUGAACCUGUAAUGGGUCGCAAAACUCUCUAUGGCAGGCACGUCCAAAGUCUAUUUUGGGGGUCUAGUCCAGCCCACUGGUUGGUUUAAUCUGGCCCCAGUGGCAGUUUUUUUCCUGGGGUAAAAUCCUAAAAAAAUCUCAACAACUUCAAUCCUCAAAAAAGGUCAAUAACUUUGGUCGGCCCUUUGGUCAGCCCUCACGGCCCUUCACUUCAUCAAAUCUGGCCCUCUUUGAAAAAAGUUUGGACACCACUGCUCUAUGGCAUGGAAUAAGUGAAAAGGAUAAGUGCUGCAUGGGCUGCUGUCUGAGAGUGGCAGGUUGAUGCAGCAAGCAAGCAAGUUCUGAAUCUAAAAACAAGCAGAAGGUCAAAGCUGUAUAAAUUGGUAAGCGGUUAGACUCAUCAGUAUUAGGCUCACCAGACAGGUAAUUUUUUUCUUUUUAAAGGUAGCCUUAUGGUUGGCAACGGACUGGCAUAGUUUAGUUGAGUCUGCAGAAACUCUCUAUGUGACCUUGAGGCUUUGCUUUUUUCACCCGAAACCUCUGCAUGCCUUUCUCAAAAUUGUAGGGGCUAUUAUUUACCUACAGAGAUGUUGUAAAGAGAAAGAGCGAAUAUAAAAAUGUUUCCUUAUACAAUGGCAUGUGUCCUCCAGUGGCCUCCUGAGAGAUCUAUUUCUAGUAUAUCUUUCUAAAGCAUUUAGUCAAGCGCAGGUCUGUAGGAGUGAUAAUGGGCUUACCUGAAGAAAUGAAUUUUUGGACCUUUCCUUCUUCUCUCUGCUAUACAUAAGGGUACCUGUUGUUAGCCUCCUUUGUCACUUUCCCCCACUCCUGAUUCCAUAGUUUUUUCCAUGCUCUUUCCAUAACCUGGAUCUAGCUCGCACCCUAAGCCGGGGCGGUCCAACAAGCAACCCAGUGGACACAUGCGGCCCUCGAGGCCUUUUCUAGCUGCCCUCGGCAACAUUUGACACCCUCCCUCCCUCCACAGCCCUCAUGCUGCCUUCCCAAAGCCAGGCAAGCGAGACCUGGGCUUUGAGAAGGAGGCAAGAGGGCUCUGACAGGGUCCUAUAGCCCCCCCCAUCUCCUUCCCAAAGCCUAAUUGGCACUUUCCCAACUUUGGAAGAAGGUAAAAAAGGUAAAGGACCCCUGACAGUUAAGUCCAGUAGCAGAUGACUCUGGGGUUGCGGCGCUCAUCUCGCUUUCAGGCCGAGGGAGCCAGCGUUUGUCCGCAGACAGUUUUUCCAGGUCAUGUGGCCAGCAUGACUAAGCCGCUUCUGGCACAACGGAACACCAAAACCAGAGCAGCGCACGGAAAUGCCGUUUACCUUCCUGCCAGAGCGGUACCUAUUUAUCUACUUGCACUUUUUUUUAGCGUGCUUUCGAACUGCUAGGUUGGCAGGAACUGGGACCGAGCAACGGGAGCUCAACCCAUCGUGGGGAUUUGAACUGCCGACCUUCUGAUCGGCAAGCCCAAGAGGCUCAGUGGUUUAGAUCACAGCGCCACCCACAUCCCUUGGGAAGAAGGUGGGAGGGGCUUUUUGCAGGCUAAUACAUUUGUGGGCUUAUCUACAAAGCUGGCCUAUGCCUGUUUCCUGGCUGGAUGGGCCUUGCAGAUAUGGACCAUGCCAAUUUAGUAGUCCUAAAACCUUACGCCUUUUUAAAGCCAGCUGUAAUAUUUGUUCUCCUUCUGCGCUGUUUUCCACAGUCUUUUGUAUGCAAAUUUUAGACCAUCCAUAGCAAAAGGCACUUGGAAUUGCAGGAACACCAUUGAUCUCUGGCGAUAUUUUACCAUCUGACAUGUCCCAGCUUUGAUUAAAUAUUAAAUGUCUUGAUUUCACAUUGCAGUAUCUAGAAUCUUCAGUCAUGUGCUUUAGAAAAUUUCCACUGCCCAUUUGGGGGAGGGAAGAUACUAGAAUUUUGGAUCUUCUAACACCUGCCCAUUGGCCUUUCAAUAUACUUUCUGCAAAGGUUUUGUUUGGUUUAUCUUCAUUGAGCAAUGAAAUGCCUGUUGUUUGGGCUGCAUGAAACCUUGGUAUAUGAUACAAAUUGUGCAUUCUGUAUGAAGAGCAGUUUCCAUUUCCUGUGACAUGUUUGGUUAGUUUGCAAUUGUAAGGAUGGUGUUGUAAUACUAGCACUGUGAGCAAGCACCAAGUGGCAUUGAAAGAUUAGUGUUCUGGGGCAAUCUUAAAAUCUUACGAAUCAAGAGGGGGGAAAAGAUGUUUGCAUAAUCUUGAUUAUGGCACACACAUGGCCUUGGCCGAUUAUCCUGUCAGCUGUUCUGAAUUAAUCCCAUAAUUGGCUAAUUCCACAUGAAAAUAAAAUGUUCUGAAAAAGAUAGUCUCGUAUAAACUUAAAUAACGCUCAAGUUGCUCUCGCUUGCUACCAUCCAUUCUGGAUUUUGCACCUGUCCGCAUGCAGACAAGAUGGAAAAUAGUUGUGGUCUCUGGCUUCCUUUGAGUGGAAAAAGUGAUAAUUAUGAUAUGAACUUUCAAAAAAUGGUGGUAGAAUGUUUAGUUUGCAUAGCCUGUUCUUGUCAAGUUAGUUUGUGGUUAGCAAUGAAGGCGUAUGCUUCAGACGAGGCAAGAUGUAUUGUCAUGCUGUGAAUAAGAUGUUGUUGAAAUAGAGCCUGGAAUUGACCCUGCAGGUGUUGUGUUUAGAUAGCCUCAACUUUUCUUACUGCUGGGUUAUAUUUUCUUGAAAGUUUCACUGCAGUGUACUUUUUCAUAGAACAUCUGACAGAAACAAUGUCUUGUGGAGAAGGAGUGCUGCAGCCUGAAUAACUGUACCCUUUUUAGCUGUUCUCCACUGCUUAGUUUGCUCUAUGAAAAGGCACUCUUAAGUCUCUCUUAGCACCUAGCAGGCUUGGAUUGAAAAGACCAUUUUGUUAACUGAGUUAGCUCUUUGCCCUUGAGUCCAUGAGAGAGCAUUAGGUGACCCAAGUGUACCUUUUGUUGUACACCAGGGUAUAAGUUAAUGGUUUGAGAUAUCUGCCACUAGGCAAUUAUUUCCUUUACCAUAGUAGAUGAUUGUGUUGGACUCCAGAUUCCCAUUGGCCAUAGCCAGCAUUCCCAGUGGGUAGGGGUAAUGGAAGUUGAAGUCCCAACAAAAGCUGGAUGGCUAUAAGUUACCCACCCUCGCUUUAUAACCAGAACUGUGUUAGAAAUUCACCAGGCACAUUUUGCACCUGGCUAUCAACCACUUAAGGGACGCGGGUAGCGCUGUGGGUUAAACCACAGAGCCUAGGACUUGCUGAUCAGAAGGUCGGCGGUUCGAAUCCCCGUGAUGGGGUGAGCUCCCAUUGCUCGGUCCCUGCUCCUGCCAACCUAGCAGUUCGAAAGAACGUCAAAGUGCAAGUAGAUAAAUAGGUACCGCUCCGGCGGGAAGGUAAACAGCGUUUUCAUGCGCUGCUCUGGUUCGCCAGAAGCGGCUUAGUCAUGCUGGCCACAUGACCCGGAAGCUGUACGCCGGCUCCCUCGGCCAGUAAAGCGGGAUGAGUGCCGCAACCCCAGAGUCGGUCAUGACUGGACCUAAUGGUCAGGGGUCCCUUUACCUUUAUCAACCACUUGUCAUCAAGUGAAGAUGUCCUCAUGGCACCUGGCGUCUCCACCAUCUGGAGAUGCAUGCCUGUGGAUCCUUGGAGCUUGACUGUUUUCAUGCACUAGCAGCACACCUUGUAGAAUUCUGUCUGUGAUAUUUUAUCUGCACGAUCAGAAUGAAUUUGAGGAACCAAAAAGUUGUACUGAAAAAUAUGACUCUAGAGCUGUCUGGCCCCAAAAUGGCAACUAGACAUUCUGUUUUGAUGACUGUAACCCUGGUUUAAGAAGCUUUUUGGCACCUAGUUUAUAUAUCUGACUUUCUAACACUGAACAAGAAGGAUAAAAAAAAUCCUUAUGUUUAAGAAGCAAAACUGACCUGGGGCUAUAUAUAACCUGCAUAGUUAACUUUGAUGGCUUUCCAGUUAUCCUGUUUAGCUUUUAUCUGUUUUUAUAUUGAGUAACUUGUGAUGGUCUUUUGUGGCCUUAGGAAAGAGUUAUUGAGAAUAUAAGGUAAAUCAAGAAUUCUAAUACAGUGGUACCUUGGGUUACAGGCGCUUCAGGUUACAGACUCCGCUAGCCCAGAAAUAGUACCUCGGGUUAAGAACUUUGCUUCAGGAUGAGAACAGAAAUCGUGCUCCGGUGGCGCGGUGGCAGCGGGAGGCCCCAUUAGCUAAAGUGGUGCUUCAGGUUAAGAACAGUUUCAGCUUAAGAACGAACCUCUGGAACGAAUUAAGUACUUAACCCGAGGUACCACGGUAAACUAAAGUAAGUUAUAUUUAAGGGGGGAAACCAGUAAUUUUAGGUAUGGAAUACUGUUUUCUAUUUCUAUAUGUAAUACUAAGUAUAAUAUAUUAAAUAUUGUCAGAAGCCAGUCAUGUCACCAGCAGUGUGUGUUCUUUUUUUAGUAGUACAGAAAACCAGGCACACACAUGUCUGUGAACACUAAUUUCAGUAAAAAUACAUCCUUUAGUUCUGUUCCACAUGGGAUAAAUCACCACACUGUAACAGUCAUCAGGAUUUAUUUGUUCUGAUUGGUUCUUUCCCACAUGGGAUCGUUCAUUAACUUUUCUUUUAAAAAUGAUUCUGUUAAGAUAAAACAUGGAGAAGAAGGCAGGAAAGGAUAUAACUAAAAUCUGAUCAACAAUACUUUAUGUGGAGAUUUUAUAACCAGCUCUUCAAUUUCCAAAAGUUCCCAGAGCAGGAGUAUCCAAAAAAUAUCUGUGCAAUACUGUGCAAUCCAAACCAAACUGACAUAAUUAAAAUCAAUACAAAAUUGAAAUCAAAAAGUGAGUGUAGCCAGAUAUAAUGGAUAACUUACAGGUAUGCUAACAAGGACCUUGCUCAAGUGUGUGUCAGAUGAAAGAGAAUUUCACCAGCGUGAGACCAGUAGUCUGGCUGCUGAAUUCUUGACCAAUUGAAGUUUCCGAACUGUCUUCAGGAGCAGUCUUCAAGUAGUUUGGUCUCCCCUCCAAAGAAGUUACUGUGUUCUGGGGUCUGGACCACAUGUUCCACCAUUUCUGACUAUUGUCCAUGCUGGCUUCAUAUGAUGGGAGAUGAAGUCCAACAAUAUCUGCAGAACCCAAGGUUGGGGAAAGCUGUUUUGAGCUGUCACUCAACUUCUGAAUACAUCUGCAUGGCUACACUACAGUGGAUGAAACAUAAACUGAGCAUUCUAGCAUUUUAAUUAAUGUUUAUUAUCUCAUCCCUCAAGUCUGCUAGAGUCGGGAACUUGGCUCACUACCACUUUGAUCUGUGGGAUGCUUUUGAUACAACUGUUCAUGCAGGCUAUAACAUCUGUUGCAGUUUUACCUUCCUGUACGCAGAGAAUUAACUGGUGAUAAGGAAUGCUCCUUAGUCUUUUUCUGUGAGGAUUCUGGCAGGUCUGCCUCUUAUUGGCCAGAAUAGGUAGACUCCCAUACAUUAUAAUGGCUGGCCAAUAUCUAUAGGAGGAUGGAUUGGUCUACCUUGAACUGUAGAAACUGAAGUGUUUAGAUUUUUAAUUUGGGCUCUGAUUACUCAUAAACUGCAAUCUCAGCCUAUAUAAGCAACCAAAGUGUCCAAAGGUUGAAUGUUGCUAUUGGAAAGUGAGCUGCUGCUAGCUUCCAUUAUAAAGUCUUAGUUUCAUCCAUUAACUUUGGAUUAUAGAAUUGUUUUGACCUGCUCCACGCCAAUUUUGCUUUACCACAAGAGAGAGGAUGCUUGUGAAGUCUGAAGGAAAUUAAACUGUUUUUGAAAUGCAUAAGCUGUUAACAUUUUUAAAAUUUUUCUGUCAUCUCCCAAAAGCUCAUUGCCACUUCCGUCUUCCCAUCUAAUAAAGUCACCACGGUUAGAUGCCGCUGGCGCACUUCAAUAUGAAUAGCUUUUGUGGUUGGUACUUUUGUUUUUGUCUUCCAUCUGUGUUGAGGAGGAAGCUUUGCCCUUUGAUUUCAGCUGCCCCUGAACUAUAUAAUGUGCAAGAGCACAAUAGUUUCCUCAUCAGAUGCCAGAACAGUAUUGACACAGGGUUGUGGGUACUCUGUGCAUCAAGGAAAAUUGACUGGCCAGGUAUUGAACAGACAUGGCUCAUGCCGUCCUCGCUUUAUUUUGACACUUCAAAGCAUGGAAAGGGUUAUAGUUCUGAAGCCUCUUCAUUGACCACUGCAAAUCAUACUUAGCUUCUUUUUCUGGCUUCCAACGGGGCAUUAGCCACACUUUACCAAGCUUGUCUUUGCAGCCGUAACGGCUUGAAACUUCUUGAAACAUCAAAGCUGGGAUUCUCAGGCUACUGAAUUCUGCAGCCAGUGCCAAAUUAUGUGGUGGUUUUCCUUUGUUGGCGUAGAAAGUGCAUAUUAUUGGUUGCUAGGCUUGUACAUGUUGAAACUUUAGAGCAGCGUGUCUAGUUCAGGAUGGUAGCACCAGCUACUGAGCUGUUACUGCAGGGAUGGCGUCCCCUGUUCCUGAAAUCAGUUUCCAGCCAAGCAGUGCAAAGACAGAAGAAAAUGCACCAAGAACCAAUACUUCAAAGAGCUCCGAAUCUCUUUCAAGAGACCAGGAGAAUACUUUCCCAUUAUAUCCACCUCCACACUUUCUCAAUGUUACCCUAAAAAUGUGUCAGGAAUGAAAUACCAUGACUCUCAAUCUCCUGCCUUCCCUAGUACUAUGUUAAUUGGUUAAUAAAAUAUCAAUAACAGUUGAAUCCUUUUGGACAAUUGUCUCCUAAUUCCAGUGGAGAAGACCAUGACAUUUUCCUGACCCAAAGAAUUCAUCCCAGGACUUCUUGCUGGAACAGUGCUUGGGGGCUCCCCACCCCACAAAAUAGUUAUCUGUAGGAUAUGGGAGAACCUCGGGGCUCCCAGCCCCCCCAAAAGAGGCUUGGGUCUCUGUUCUACAAUUUGGGUGGCUUUUCAAUUUGUUGGCCAACCAGUAUUUCAGUGUUCUAACUAGUAAAAUACUAUGUUUUUUAGAUAACCAGUAAUGGAGUUUGAAAAGCCAAGAAAAUAAUAAGCUUGCCAAGUUCUAUCCAUAACUCACUAGGUUCCUGGGAAGAGGGUUGUUAAGAAUCAAAACACAGGCAGUCCACGUGGUGGUUAAUUCAACCAUGUUGACUCUUCCAGGCAAAUAUACUAAUGUGUUAGACUGAAGGUUCGACACGUAAGAAAAGACCAACAAGUAUGUUAUGUAUGUGGAUGUCAUGUGUGUGGAUGCACAGUUAUUUUACUUUAAACAAAUAAAUGCUCUGGAGAGAAAAUGGCUUGAGACUUCUAGUUGAAUGUAGAUGCUACUCUGAUCCAGCCUCUGCUUGUGGGCAUGCCUUUGAUAAAAUGGUUUUUUAAGAAGCCUGGUAACCAAUGUUACCAUAAAGAACGAAGGCCAGGAUCCAGAGCAGUAUGGAGCUUUGAACUGGAAUGGCAGGCUCCUAGCCAUAUGGCAAGCCACUUUCAAAACAGUUUCUGGGGGGUGAUGGGAUCUGUUCUUAGGGGAAAAAUGUAAAAACUUCACUGGGAGCAAGUAAGCCUUUGGGCAUGCUUAAAGUAGCUCUUGGGAUCCCAGCCCAGGCAUUUUUUUCAGAUAACAUCAUUUGGAUCCAUAGGCACUUUGUCCCAUAGGCCUAAGAGCUCCUCAAAGUCUAUCACAGUGCUGUGCAAUUUGCUACAUAGUCAGUGUUACAUUGCAUUUAUCCAAAAUUGUGCAGUAAUAAAUUGGAUGUAAAGGUAAAGGGAGCCCUGACCAUUAGGUCCAUUCGUGACCAACUCUGGGGUUGCGGCGCUCAUCUCACUUUAUUGGCCGAGGGAGCCGGUGUACAGCUAAGCCGCUUCUGGCGAACCAGAGCAGUGCAUGGAAACGCUGUUUACCUUCCAGCUGGAGUGGUACCUAUUUAUCUACUUGCACUUUGACAUGCUUUUGAACCGCUAGUUGGCAGGAGCAGGGACUGAGCAACAGGAGCUCACCCCAUCACGGGGAUUCGAAUCGACGACCUUCUGAUUGGCAAGUCCUAGGGUCUGUGGUUUAACCCACCGCGCCACCCAUGUCCCAUAAAUUGGAUAUAAAUAUGUGAAAAAAGGCUAAAUCUGUUGUGUGUGACUUUCCCCCGAGGCAGUACAGCCUCAUAGCAUGCACAGUACAUUUGCAGGCAAGAGAGUCAUUGGCUAUGAAAAGACUGACAGUGAUUUCUUUUUCUUUCCUCUCUUGCUAGAGCAAGGCUUAGAUCACAUAGCAGAAAAUAUCCUCUCCUACCUUGAUGCCAGGUCACUCUGUGCAGCAGAGCUGGUGUGUAAGGAAUGGCAGCGAGUUAUUUCAGAAGGAAUGCUAUGGAAGAAGCUUAUUGAAAGAAUGGUACGAACCGAUCCACUUUGGAAGGGGCUAUCGGAAAGAAGGGGCUGGUAAGUAUCUGUGCAAAAUUUGCUCCUUUGCUUUAGAACAGAUACAGUUCCAAGACACACUGGGCACAUCUGGGCUACUUAAACUCUUAGUAGAAAGAUUACAUGACAGUAAAUGACUUCAAAAAUUGGUACUUGUGUGCUCUUACUCCCCCUUUUUUGGUCUUCAGCCUUCUUGCUCCUUGGCUACCUUUCUGCUGUAAAUAGCCAUUAUGCCAACCACCUUAAGUGUGCAUUUCUAUGAGGUGGUAGAAUAUGUUAAACUCCAUAUGAGCAAUGUAACUUGUACGCAGCAGAAAUGCUAGGAGUGGUCUCCCAGAAUUACACCCAUACCCAGGUAUGCUCCCCUGCGCCAUCAAGAUAUGGGAGGAGCCAUGCAAGCCAUAGAUGCUCUAGGCCCCACAAUUCUUUGGGUGGAAUUUAACAUUGUACUAUUGCAAACAUUCUGUCUGCACAAGCAUAUUAGCUUGCCAGGCAGACCGAUCCUCUCCCCUUACCUUCCCCCACCUGAUUUUUAUGGAUGCUCUCCUGACACAAAUCCUGAGCCAAUUUCAGGGGACACACACGAGGGGGUGGGAAGGCCUGUUGUGCAAGUGGAAGCCUUCACACAGGUCUUCAGCUGGCAGGGUUUGUUAGGUGACUCCUGCCCUUUGGUCUUGCUCAGGAAGUUGAGGUGGGUCCGGUUUCUCUGCUACUAUAGGAAAAGCAAAAACAGGAGGCAUGCAAGAGCUAUGCAGGCCCAGCCUUAUCCAUGUCACUGCAGUUGUACCUACUCUUACCCCCAGCUCAGGUUAUGAGCAGGGUUGUGGGUUGGUGGGGCAUAAGAAAAGACGGGCAAAUAUAACUGGACAUCCUCCGCUCGUGGUUUGUUCUUGCCAUAGCAACAGUUGACUUGUCAAGUAGGCAGCUUUAAGGACUAUAGCUUUUACCCUUAGUGCAUUUUGCAAGGCUUGUUGUUUCUAAACGCGAAAUUUCACCUCUCUCUUCUUUAUUAUUAUAGGGAUCAGUACCUGUUUAAAAACAGACCCACAGAUGGCCCUCCUAAUUCAUUUUACAGGUCACUGUACCCAAAGAUAAUACAAGAUAUAGAGGUAUGUUUUCGAAAACCUUGUUUUAAACUGUACUGAGUUUGAAGCUGCGUUUUCAUGAAACUUCAUUCUUUUGCCAUGCUUUUUAGAAAUGUGUUUCAGUGUUAUAAGGAUCUUCGGUAGAAGUAUUUAAAAAAGAAUUAUGAGAACGAGCAGCCGUGGAUUUAAAGAAUUGUGGAUUUAAGAAGUGUUACCGUAAAGUAAGGAAUUGAGAAAUGUGAAAGUAUCAAAGCAGAGUAAGUUAGGUGAUGUGAUAAAACUCACAAUAACUUACUGAGUUGCAGGGGAAGAAGCUAAUGUAUUCUGAUCCAGGUUUUCUGUGCACAUGGAGCUGGUCUGCAGAUGGUGGCCACUCCAUUUAUUACAGCAGAGGCAAAAGAUCCAUGUCUGCGUUCUUUUGUUCUCUCUGAGUUUGGUGUAUACGUCAGCAUUUCUGUGCCCAGAGGAUCAGGACUCUUGGCCUUACCGAAAGCUGAACAGAGCAAAGCUUCCAAUAUUUGCAAAUCUCUUUGCUCAGUUACAAUUACUCAAAUAGAGCACAGGAGAAUUUAGCUUAGCCGCUAAUCCUGCCCUGUCACUAGAAUAGGGCCAAGUAACUAUUUCUGCUUUAAAAUAAUAAAAGUAUUAGUAAUAUAAGUUUAGAUCAUCAAAUUUCUCCUUAGGGGUUUUUUUCUAAUAGCAUAUCGCAAGCCUGAUGAUAAUUGGAGUACAUAGGUCUCAAAGCUUUAUUAUCAUGAGAAUUUCUAUUCUAUCUAACCUUUGUGCUUUGUGCUUUUCUGGUGGUGAAAGCAAGGGAGAGGGCAGUGGUUCAAAAACUGGGAAAGGAGGUUUAUUCUUUUUUGCCCAUUCCAAAUGGGUGCUUAAAUUGCAGGGGUGAGAGGGAAAAAAUGAUUGGCAACCUCUGCUCUUUGUUACUUACCCAGCUGUAACAAAUAAAUAAAUAGAUAGAUAGAUAGAUAAAUUUAUAUAGUAUAAGUGAACAUUACAUUACAACUUUCAAAUUAAAUUAAUUAAAGACAAGGUGCUGAUAAUGAUAGACUGGAUAAUGCAGCCUGCAACGUUUCAGCAUGUUGUGCUCCCAGACUUUAAUAGAAAGAACAUUUUUGUACCUUACCCACACUCAGAAUAGUCAUACAGUGGUACCUCGAUUUUUGAACGUAAUCUGUUCUGGGGGACCGUUUGAUUUCCCUCCCCCUAAAUUGAUAAAUUUAGAGGAUUUUAUUUCUUAUUUGAAGGGAAUGGUCUUUUCAGAUAUCUUUGUUUAUGAGUAAAAGGAGAGUAUUUAUAGCUUUUUAGUAGACCUGGGAGAUAUAUUGCCCAGGACUGGUAUGAGAAGCAGACCUCAAUGUCGGCUUCACUCAGCAGUAUAUAUCGCUGGUGAAACCGCCACCAUUCUUGAGUCCCUUUGCCAGCAGCGUCCGCUGGAGGGAGUCAACAGUUCCUUCUUCCAGCAGGCAGUGGUAGCAGAGGGACUCAGGAGCGACGGCGGUUUCACCAGUGAUAUAUCGCUGAGUGUAACUGCCAUCGCACUCUGCCCUCAUAUGAGGCAGAGGGAGAAACAAGCUGUAUCAGCGAGGCACUGAGGUGCGUGCAGCUGCCCUUGUCUCAGUCGAGCAGCAGAGCUGUCAACUUUCAGAUUUGAAAAUAAGGGAUCAGCAGCCUCUCCUGUCCUGGGGACAGUCUACGGGAUAUCUAACAAUCCGGGAUAGCAGCGGGAAACAGUGGGAAACGGCGCUGGAAUAAGGGAAUUUCCUGCAAAAAAAGGGAAGGUUGACAGCUAUGUCGAGCAGUCGGCACUGGCUCCGGCAGGGUGGGAGCUCCCUGAAACUGCUCAGCUGAGGGGAGCGUGGUUGCCGCUCCCCGCAGCGAGCAGUUAAAGGAACCCCAAUGUUCCGCCCGCUUGCAUGAAAUGCACCGGGGCUGUCUCGGCUGGGGAGGGGGAACCUUCUCGAUCCCCAGCUGAGCUGUGCAAAGAAGUUGCAUCAUCCCAGCCUGCAAGCGCCUGGGUGAAACCCCCUCAGCUCUCAAGGUGAGAGCUGGGGCAGUUUCACCCAGUGUCUCACGAGCAGAGGCCAAGGCAUCUUGUUUUUUUCAACAUUGCAGUGAUAAUAAUAAUAAUAAUAAUAGAUAGAUUGAUUGAAUUUAUAUACUGCCCUAUAGCCGGGGGUCUCAGGGCAGUUCACAGAAUAAAAUCAAGAUAUAAAACCACAAAAUAAAAAUAAAAGCAACAACCCAAUAGCCCCCCCCCCAAAAGAACACAUUUAUAUAGCCAAACCGCAGUGUUUGGCUGGCGAUAUAUCAUGAUGUUGAAAAGCUGGUAUCGCCCAGCCCUACUGUUUAAUAGUUACAGUAAAAAGAUUGGCAUCAAGGUACAACGUAAUACAAAUAGUUUUAUUAUAUCUGUUAUUUCCCAGCAGUCAAUCUUUUUUUAUUUGUUUAAAUUUGCAACCUGCACAGUUUCCAAAAGGUUGGGGCCGCUCAUUCAUUUUAAAAAUGUUAAUAGAAGUAAAUCAGACAUGAAAAAUGCUAAGAACCUUUCCUAGCCUCUCCCCUCCUGCUGCUAGAAGCUAACAAAAAGAAAGUUUUUCAAAAGAUGCUUAGGCUUGGACAUCAACAGAUCACCAAGGACCAAAAAUUACACUACCGUGGAGCAGCUAUUUCUAGGGGGACACAGAGAUCUGAGGCACAUAAUUUUUCUUGCUACUAAUGUGAGCGGGAAACUGUUUAAUUUAUUGUGAUUAGCUACAUCAGUGCACUGAUUCAGUUUAAAAGGAAACUGUUAAACUCAAUGGCAGUGAGGAAUUAUGCAUAGCAGAGAUGUAACCUGGCCUUUUUGACCCCUCUUUAAAUUUGGGGCCAAAAAUACAUGCAGCUGCAAGUAGGAGUUGGCAAGUGACAUUGUAGACUUGACAUCAAUGUGUGUUUAAUCCCCAGCAAAAGUCUUAUAAGAACACAGUGUUGUGCCUAAAACGCACAACAUUCCAUUGUGUUUGGGAGGGGGUGAUUAUUGGAAAUAGGUAAAUGGUUUCUCUCCUUCCACAGUGGCAGGCAGUUGAGGGCAAUAGUUUUAUGAAGAGGCUUUCUUGCAUUCAGGGUGGUCCAAUAACUUCUGAUACUGCCUGGAUCCAUUGUGCUGACCUGCCAGAUUUAACUGUUUUAGGAACUCCCUUAAAGGGAAGACUACUUUUGGGUUCUUCCCAGGAAAUUUUAUUUAGGUAUGCAAAACUUGUUUUUGUGGAAAUCUGACUUGGUUCAGUUAAUCAUGUGCUUGGACACAGUCCCAAAAUAUUGUAGUACAAUUUGACUCUUAUUAGCAGACUGUGUUAAUAGGCAGAUUGCCAGGUGUACUGUUGAUCUCCCAAUUCUAAAUCCCUGGGCCUUUUCCAUAUUAUCCAUGAUGCUGGGCCAAACUCUUCAUUAUUCCUUUAGAAUUAGUACAGAUAUAAUUUAUUCCUCAUGAGCAGUUACAAACACUGUUUUUUGCUCUCCUGUCUUGUGACAUAUGGAAGCUCCCUGUCUCCCCCCUCCCCUGCAAGAUUUUGAAGUGGGGAUAGAGAAUGUGGCCAAGCUAUUAAAAAGAUUCCACCUAUUGGAUCCAAGGAAGGGAGGGGUAAUAUAUCCACCUACAUUCCCUCCGUCCGUCGAGACAAGAUAGAAAAAUGGAUAUAUAUCCAUCCAGAAGUGACCAAGGAAUUGAAGCAUUAUUCACUACAAGGACUUCUGGGCUUGAUCUAUUGCUUGAUUUUCAAUAUACCGUAUUUUUUGCUCUAUAAGACUCACUUUUUCCCUCCUAAAAAGUAAGGGGAAGUGUGUGUGCGUCUUAUGGAGCGAAUGCAGGCUGCGCAGCUAUCCCAGAAGCCAGAACAGCAAGAGGGAUCGCUGCUUUCGCUGCACAGCGAUCCCUCUUGCUGUUCUGGCUUCUGGGAUUCAGAAUAUUUUUUUUCUUGUUUUCCUCCUCCAAAAACUAGGUGCGUCUUGUGGUCUGGUGUGUCUUAUAGAGCGAAAAAUACGGUAUUUCCAGCCAUGCUGGAAAGAUAACACAAUGAGCAAUAUGCUUCCUCAGAGUAAGUAGACUAAAAUGGAAUUGCAGCCCUGUGAACACUUGAUUGGAGAAUCUCUGCCCUACUUGCCCUCAGAGUUCUUCUUCCUUCCACCACCGCCACCACAGACACUCUUAUAGUUGCUGUGGAGCUAUUUCAGGUGCUAUCUAGGGCAGGGACCAAAAAUGAAAGUUAAGAGCUGCACACAUGCAGCCUCCUUAGUGCUGCCUUGCGUUAUGGAGAUCAUUAUUCCUGCUCCUCUUGUUCUUCCUUCUAAUCAAAGUGACAGUAACUAUUAAGGUUUAGAACGAAGAUCGAGAGCCAUUCAUGCAGUUUCUGUGGCCGUAUUCUCUUUAUGUAGUAUGGUGCUAGGAAUGUUGCAGAAAGGCAUCAUUUACUUCUAGGCUGAUGUCAAUAGCUCUAAGGAUUAGUUCUCCCCUCUGAUUUAGUAGAUCUGUUGUCCGGGUGACACCACUCACCAACUACAGGACAGGAACAUAUGACUUGACCAUUUGUCCAUACAAAAAACAAGCUCAGUGAAGAAAGUGAGAAUAUCAAAGAGAAUGUUAGGCUGGGUUUCUCUCUCGCUUAAUAUGCUUGUUUCUCUAUGGAGGGUUUUGUUUUGUUGGUAAGAGCAUUAUGUCAUAUUAACCCUCAAUUGCACUGAAACGGUAUGGUCCAGACACGCAGACUUCCUACUUUAGUAAGAAUUACAUGUCUGGCUAGAAGCUUUUUUUUACAAAAGAAAACCCACGUGUAAUUGUCAUAGUACAGCAGUACAGUACAUAGUAUAGCAGUGGCCCCAGACUCCUGAAGGCAGUUGUAAAUUACAAGGCUGAUAAAUUGGAAAGACCAUCCAAGGAAAAUGGUCACUUUCCAUAGCUGAUGCUAGGAGUGCAUGCACUCGAUACUGAAAUAAAUAAAAUAAGCAAUCAGGCAGCUCAAAUUCUGUACUAAGAAAAGCUGGAUUCCAUAACCCCUAUAAAGUCUGCAAGCUUUGCAUAAUUUCCCUUCACAAUUCUGCCAUUUUCAAUAUGGAGGAUGCUGAAAUCUUAAUGCACACCUUAACGAGAGGGGAAGACUCGCGUGGGAAAAGGUGCUCCCUAGGGCCAACGCCAUUUAGGUCUUCAUAGAUCGCACCCAGAGCCUUGGAAUGAGACCAGAGCUCAGCCAAUUCAGCAAGAAGAUGACUUAAUACACCCCACCUGAGCCCAACUCCUGCUAAAGGCCAGGCAUCAGAAUUCUAUCUGUACAGUCUUCAAGGGCAACCUCAAUUAGAGUAGGUUGAAACAAUCCAUGAGGCAUCACAAGGCAUCAGUCACAAGUAUGGCAAAGUGAAAGCGCACCAGUGUUAGGUGCUCCUGGUUCUUGGUUUUGUGAUUGGCCUGUUAUGCCUGCAUCAGAUCUGCAUAUAUUAGUAAUAUGUUUCAUACCCGCAGCCUCCAAUGUGCCUGGUUACAGAGGGCUGCAUUCAGCAGGGCCUUUUCCUGAUGGUCCUCAAAGGGCCCACCCACUCAGCUAUAUUUAGUUCUCUCGAAUCCUUCUGCUUUGUAGUCGCAUAUGUUUCUACUCCUGCCAAUUUCUGUGAAGCUGUAUACUUUUUGUGUAUUGUGGCUACUUUCCCAGUAUACUGGCAACUGACACGGCAAAGGGGAUUUUACAAAUUCUCAAAAAUACAAAAUAUUUUCCCACAGUAGCAACACCACAUUAAUGUGUCUCUGAAAUCACAUCUACUCAUAGAAUUAAACUGUGCACCUGCAUGGAUCUUACUGAUUCACAGCUCUCUGGCCCGAGGAUGAAUAACACGCUCCAGUUGCUUUGAUUUGCAGCCCACAUUUUCUUCUGGUAACUUUAUAAAGGAGCUUUUUAAAAAUCUGAAAAUUGCACAAAAUGGAAAGCAUGUUUCUCCCUAAACCCUUAGGUAGAAUUGUUUUGACUGGUGUUUUAUUUGGUGAACAGGCACUUAUGUGCAAUACCUCAAGAAUCAGUGGCAUGCCAAAAUAUGUGACCGAUUCAAGUGCCCACGUGGCCACUGUGGGGAACUGUAAACAACUGAAGCACAUAUGUAUAACCAUAUGAAUUAGCCAGUUAAUACUAAUCAACUGGGUUUCUGUGUUGAGUACAACCUGAGUCUUGCAGGGCUAUUUUAUGCCCAUCCAACAUAGACUGAAUUUAUUUUAAAUCUAUGUUUCAAUCAGUUGUUUGAAGGGGAGAAAAGACAGGUUUAUAUCAAGUUUCCCAUUUUAUAGUAAAUGCAUUUCCUGGGAGUGUUUAUAUUACCUAAGAGUACAGUCCAGAACUUGUGGUCAUGCAACUCCUGCGCCUUUUCUACAACCCAUUUGUAGUGGUGUAGACAAAGAGGAACAACUGUGAAAUUUACAGAUUUCUCCUUGGCUAUGUGUUCGCAUGCAGAAAACAAUGCAAGGUCACUUGUUCUAAGACAAAGUUAGGUGUGCACAAUCUGGAAUUAUGGGUGAUUAGCUACAGGGCAAAACAGUGUUUCCCCAUGAGAGGGAAAGUAAAUGUCCACGCUGUUUGGCUGUUUGCCACACUAGUAAAUAUAUAAUCUACUGCAGAGCUUUCCAAACUUUUCAUGUUGGUGACACACUUUUUAGACAUGCAUCAUUUCAUGACACAGUAAUUCUGUUUUACUAGCGAGCCAGAGGUUAAACUAACCCCUUUCCAGCCCUGGGAGGAGCGCAGGGAGAAUUCACUGACACAUCUAUACGCUGCAGUCGACGCACGAAUGUUUGGACGCAGUCGACGCACACAGUUUGGAAAGCUCUGACCUCUAUUCCCUCUAUUUGCAAAUUUUGGAGAGGAGUUAAAAUCUUUUUUGUUGCCAAAACUGCACCACUUCUGCACCUGAGAGAGGUAUAAGUAGGCUUGGGGGAUACUGUAAUGUUUACAAAACCCCUUUUUUGUGGGAUGGAAAACCUCUGUAGGGAGUUGCAAACCCCACAAAACAAUCCAAGACACCGAACAUUGAGUUAGACGGAAAAGAAAAGCAGGUAAUUGGGGGAGAGAGAGGAAUUAGCAGUCUGGUGGGAAGUUACUGAUGAAGAAGAAGAAGAUGUGGUCAUGGCACAACAAAAUGCUACUGAUUACUUGGCAGGCAGAAAAGGCUAGUGAAGACUCAAGACAAGGGCUACAGGAGGCAGUUAUUUCUCUAUGCCUCUUCCUCCAUUGAAUUGUGCUCCAUUAUUCCCCUUCUCUUUCUCCCUCCCAGGGAAUUGAGCAAAAGAGGAUGACAAAAGAGGCACAUAGAUAUAAAAAAGGUACUGAGAACCAUUUCAUAGUUCACACCUGGAAUUAUUUAUGUGUCUAUGUGAACCUCCCAGCAAAUUGGAUGGGUGAUGCAUAAAUAAAUACUAAGGGUUGCGUGAAACACUGUGCAAGCAGAGUUCCACUUGUGCAGUGGGACUUCCCCUCUUCCCUGCCCCUCACACUCCCAAAAUCUGCUCUGGAGCGUUCCCCAACACCCCCUUGACUUAAUUUUGAAGGCACGUAGGGGGGUGAAGGGGACUUGCGAAGAAGAGCAAGUUUUGUUGGGUGCACAGAUGUCUCUUGUGCAAGCCUAGCUGCCGUGUUGAAUACAGCCCUAGAUUAUUUUAAAAUGUCCCUAGGAAUGGAAGUGAGAGUUGCCUAUAGAAAUUGGGGAAGAAAUUCAAGAUUUUAGCAUAACCCAAGAUUGGCCACCCUCCAAAAUACAGCAGCAAAAAGAAGAGUUGUGUGCUUUCUAACUCAGUUUUUAUUUAAAACAGACACAUUUAAAAAAUAGUCCUGAUUAUGCAAAUUCCUAAGAACAUUCAGUGCACUGUCCCAGUAUUUCAGAUUUGAAGAGACUCUUGCUGUGAGACAGUGACCAUGACAGCCCUAUGGUGCCACACUGAAUAUUUCAGGGUAGGCUCUGAAUGGUUUACAACAGCCCUAUGGCAUUGCCCAGAGGAAUUAACCUUCAAUAGAGGGUCUAAGUUUGGGCUGAGAGUAGUUUAUGACGACCUUUCCAUUAAAUCCACUGCUUUUAAUCUCCAUGGUGCAAGUUGGGUUGAAAACGUAACGUGUAGCAGCAGGGUAGUCCACUGUUAAUAUUGCAAGUUAGAGAUUGGGCAAAAGCUGACUGGUUUGGAUUCCCAAUCUAAAAAUCCCUCUUACCACUCAGGUUGCUGUAACAGCCAAUCUGUUCAAAUUAACACAUAAAUCCUCUUUCCAGGUUAAUUCUGGCAUUUAGGUGUCUCACACUGCAGUGACUUGCAUGUUGACGUGUGAUUUUCCUUUGGACGAACUAGGUUUGCAGACUGAAUCGUCUUUUGCCACAGAAUUCUGUGUUCAUUAACUCAGAUGCUGCUUUCUACCUGAUAUGACAACUCUGAGGGGGGUUAAGGGAAGGCUUGGGAUAAGUUAGAGAACAAUCCUCUUCAUAUCUACUCAUAGACAUGUCUACUCAUGUUCCAUUAUGUUCAGUGAGGCUUCUUUCCAGGUAAGUGGGUAUGGAAUUGCAACGUAGUCUUAAACAUGUGUGAUACAUGUGUGUCGGGAUUCUACAUCACCCACCCCCCUUUUUUUGGUCUCUUUUAGACUAUAGAGUCUAACUGGCGAUGUGGAAGGCACAACUUGCAAAGAAUUCAAUGCCGUUCUGAAAACAGUAAAGGUGUUUACUGUUUACAGUAUGAUGAUGAGAAGAUUAUCAGUGGCUUAAGGGACAACUCCAUCAAGGUAAGAAGGCCUUUCUUGACUACUUUUUGUCUUGUUUCUGGUGAGAUCAUUUGUUCACAUCUGCCAACUGUACAAUUAUAUGAUUCAUUGCUGCACAAAAGUAGAAUAUUGCUUGGUUGAAGAUGAAGAAGUCUUGAGCCCUUACUAAUAGUCUAGAAUACAACAUGCUGCCCAUUGAGCCUCUGCUACAUUCUGCUUUUCGCAAGAAGAAGAAAGAGCAGAUCUGAAAAAGCAGGAUGUAAUUCUUAAAAUUUCUCUUUUGUUCCAGAGGUUUAUGUAUUUAUUAUUGGUUAAGCAUGUAUUAAGGGACGCGGGUGAUGCUGUGGAUUAAACCACAGAGCCUAGGGCUUGCCGAUCAGAAGGUCGGCGGUUCGAAUCCCCGCGAUGGGGUGAGCUCCCGUUGCUCGGUCCUUGCUCCUGCCAACCUAGCAGUUCGAAAGCACGUCAAAGUGGAAGUAGAUAAAUAGGUACCAUUCCGGUGGGAAGGUAAAUGGUGUUUCUGUGCACUGCUCUGGUUCGCCAGAAGUGGCUUAGUCAUGCUGGCCACAUGACCCAGAAGCUGUAUGCCGGCUCCCUCGGCCAAUAAAGCAAGAUGAGUGCCGCAACCCCAGAGUCAGCCAUGACUGGACCUAAUGGUCAGGGGUCCCUUUACCUUUAAGCAUGUAUUAAACCCUGUUAUUCAAUUUAAAAGAGAAUGCUCAAGGCAGCUAUCACAGUGUGAGAGAAUGUCAGAGCAUAACACAGAUGAAUACAAUAUAUACCUUCUAAAAAAUUUUUUUUUAAACACGCACAAAAAGUCUGUGCUUGUAGCCUGUCUCAUUUCCUUGAAUUAAGCAUUCCUCAUCACAAGAGAGGAGAAUGAGAACGUGCUCACUGGCACUGUCCCUUUCAUUGUGUUCUGGCAGCCUGUCUUUGCAGCCCCUCGAUGUGCUAAGGCUGAAACUCUACAGUGGGGAGGCUUGUAUAGGCUCCCCAUACUGUUCAUUCAGGGUUCUAAGCGACAUGGGCACCCUAUGAGAGUAUAGUGAAUGCUUCCUUUUUGCGUUGAGCCUCAACAUUGGGAAGGUGGCAUUGCCAGGCUGCUAGGAAUGUGGCAGAAGAUGCAAGGCAAACAAUUGUGUGCCCCCUGCUCCCCAUGCAGUUGGGAAUGUGUGAAGGAAAACACAUGAACAGUGUUUGGGAAGGAGGAGAAAAGAGGUUUGGGCACUGUGGGCCAUUAGAGGACCAUAGAUCUUAAUGAAGUCACUUUUGCACCAUCUUACCCAGUUCUGGUUUCUGUUGCUUCUGCAAAAACCACAUGUGCAUUCUCAAGCUUAUUUGUAAGCAGGGAAACCAGAAUAUAAUUUUUAUUUAAAAUGUUGUAAUGCUGGGGUAUGUAGGAAUAAUGGCAGUCAGGAUUCUGUGAUUUUUUUAAAAAAACAACACCUCCCUCUGCACAACGCUAUAAUUCAGAUAUUCAGGUGAAUUAUGUAUUUCUGCGUUUCCGGAAAGGCAUAGAAAGUAUAGAAGAAACAAGUGGGGAAACCCAUGUCCACAGGGACUGUGGAGUCAUUUCAACAUGGCUUUACAGAUAGUGAUUCUGCAGUCAUCUAAUUCUCUUGGGUUUCUGUUUGGCAGAUCUGGGAUAAAACAGGAUUGGAAUGUUUGAAAGUAUUAACAGGACAUACUGGCUCCGUUCUCUGUCUGCAAUAUGAUGAAAGAGUAAUUGUAACUGGAUCUUCUGACUCCACUGUGAGGUGAGCAUUUUUGUAGCUGCGAAACUGGUGAGAAGGAUGAUGCAAAGGGAAAAUUCACAGCCAGUGAAAGGUACGACCUUUCUUGAGAAAAGAGGGGUUGCCCACCUAAACCUGGAAUUCUCUAGAUUCUCCCAUGUUCCUGGUACUAGUCAGUCAGUCUUGGGUUUACAGGCCAGUUAAGGACUGUAUCCAACUAAGCAGUUCUGCCAGCACAACAAGGACUUUUAGCUGUGCAGUGGAACGUCCCUGUCCUCCUCCUCUCCUUGCAUGACCCCGUAAAUCUGAUCUGGAGGGUUGGGGAAAACCCCAGAACAGAUUAAUUAAAUACUGUGAAUUAUGGCUUCUGUCGUUACGAUUGCAGAAACACUUCAGUCUCUGUGCGACACCUAAAAUGUUGUUGGCAGUGGAUAAUGGGUUGACGUGAGGAAAAGACAUAACCCUCUUCUGCCAGCCACAUUUCCCAAUAAUAUAGCCAAGAUGUUGAAUUUGGGGGAGACCUUGGGAAGACAGUUACAGAAGCUCCGUAGAGGAAGGGCUAAGCACCCUCUCCCACACACCACUGCUGCCUUACAUCAUCCUGAUGGCUUACAGCAGUUUGAGAGCCAACAUUGCUUUCAAGACCUGGGUCUGCCCCUAGUCGUGCGGUUUUGUCUCCUAGCAGCCCUGUAAAAGUGACUUCAAACAACAAAUGGGGCUUAACCACCCUUGCUUAACCAAGAUUCCACUUCCUCAGGGUCUUGUGAAAGAACAAUGGUAAACAACAAUUGCUGACCUUCUACCGAUCCACAAUAGAAAGUGUCCUCUCAUGUUGUAUCACAGUGUGGUACGUUGGCUUGACAGCCACAGACAGAAAGUCUUUACAGAGGGUGGUGAACACAGCACAUGAUCUCAUGGGCUGUCCCCUGAGCCCGCUAGAUGACAUCGCAAGGGAUCGUUGCCUUAGGAGAGCGAGGAAAAUUCUCAGGGAUGAUUCACACCCCGGCCAGCUCCUCUUUAAUCUUCUACCCUCGUGCAGGAGAUAUAGAAGUAUAAUCAGUUGUACCAACAGGCUAAAAACCAGUUUCUAUCUGUGGGCUGUUAGGCUGCUGAACGGAAAAUAAUAUAGUGAAACUGACUUUCGGGGUUGGUGUGUUGUGCGGCAAGCACACAGAGUGCAAUGAGAUUGAGUGUUGGGGGGGGGGAAGGGAGGCUUGAUUAAUUUCAUUGUACACAGGUUGUACAUUGACAAUAAAGGUAUUAUUAUCCGCUGAAAGUGGACAGGGCUUUCUGAGCACUUGAACAUGGAGAUGGACGGUGGUGUGACUGCAACAAUGAUGCCAUACUACUGAUGAUAUUUAAUUGUUAUAGGUUAAAAAAUAAGUGUUCAGGAAUAGUGUGACAUUAGCAGUUUGUGGUUUGAAACAAUUAAAGGCUCACCACUACCACCACCCAUGAAACUUGCUUUUGAUUGCAUAGCAUUUGAUCCCAAAUGAUUUGAUGUGUGUAUAUGUGCUUUUGCAGAGUUUGGGAUGUGAACACAGGUGAAGUCCUCAACACACUGAUUCAUCACAACGAGGCUGUGCUCCACUUGCGUUUCAGCAAUGGCUUAAUGGUGACCUGUUCAAAGGACAGAUCUAUUGCUGUCUGGGAUAUGGCCUCACCGACUGACAUCACUCUGCGCCGCGUAUUAGUUGGCCAUCGGGCAGCUGUUAACGUCGUUGACUUCGACGACAAGUAUAUUGUAUCUGCUUCUGGUGAUAGGACCAUUAAAGUAAGUGGACAACCAGUUUCUCAAAAUAGCAAAUUCAGAAAGGAGUUAUGGGAGAAUAAGUUUGGUCUCUGACUAACGUGUUGCUGAAACACCCAUUAAAGUAGUUUCUAAGGAUUAGGGGAAAACCUUAUUCUUGCCCAGGGGCAGAAUGUGACCUUCCAGCUCUCUCUGCCUAGCCCUUGUGAUUCUCCCCAAGCACAUCCUCUCCUCAAGGGCUUUUGCUUGGCUGGUGUGUGCCUAGAUGAAGGAUGGGGAGAUUGCGGGCAGAUUGUGUAGAAUCCUCUGACUUUUUGCAUAGCUGAAAUAUAGCCCACUGUACUAAGGUUGGAGUCACAUCCAUUACUUUGGCCUCUGACCACGCCCACCACUGACAUAUGUGCCCCCCCCUCCAAUCUUCCCGGGGGGGGGGGGGGAUGUGAUCUACAGUCGGGAAAAAGGGAAGGCUUUCGGAAUGAAAACUGUAUUUUGUCUUCAUCUCACUUCAUCUCUCUCUUUUAAUGCAGAAUUUCAAAAUGUGCCAAAUUGCCAUUCUAUCUUUUGCAGUUAAAUAUUUAUUUUCCUCUUAGGUCUGGAGCACAAGCACAUGUGAAUUUGUUCGCACUCUUAAUGGGCACAAGCGAGGCAUUGCCUGCCUGCAGUAUAGGGAUCGGCUUGUUGUGAGUGGAUCAUCAGACAAUACCAUUAGGUAAGGAAUGGGUGGAGUCUGUGAAGAUAAAUGGAAACAGUACUGUUUCAUUGCAACCCGCCUUUCAUUUGACUGCCAGAGCACCAGGUUCCAGUUUUUUGUCGUCUUACCUUGCUGGAUUUCAUUUUUUAAAAGGUUUUGCUUUUUAUGUAUAGCCUGUCCUAUCUUUCUUCCAUUGUGGAACCUAUGUGAUAGACAUCUAGUUCCCAGGAGGGCACUGAUCAGACCCAGGAAUGCUUAGCUUAAACUAGGCAGCAGCCUCACGUGCCUUCAGACCGCCCCCAGGGAUCUGUGUGCUUUUCUCAGCCAUUCUUAGUUCGGUUAGCUGUUUGUCACAAACUUGAUUCCCUGGUGCAAGUAGCAGUUGGCCGCAGGUCAGAGGAAGAUGCCAUUGCACAUGUACAAAGCUGCUGGCCUGUUAUGUGUGGCCAGUGUUGCACAGAGUCUGGCCAAAUAAUAAUGACGACAACAACAACAACAACAAAUUUAUUUAUACCAUUUCCAACUGGCUGGGUUUCCCCAGUAGCUUCAGCUCAGAGGAGAGACAGUGCUAGGGUCAAAAGUAAUUGGGACAGGGAAAGGCUGUAUGGAAACUUGCUUACCGUUUUGAAAAAUGGUCUUAACGCAAGCUCUGCUUAGUACAUUAAAUUAUUUUGAGCCAAGUAAUCAAGCUUAACCAUUGGUGCGAGAGGGAAGUAGUGAGCCCUACUCCAGGGAAUCUGUCCAGCGUGGCCCCCAAGUGAUUCAGCAUCCACAACCAAUAUUGUGUCGAGUAUAGCCUUUUCAGAAAUAAUUAGGUCAAGCUGUGAUGGAAAUUGCAAAAGGUAUAUAAGAAGGAAUACAUGCGUUGUUGCUUUUAUUUUUUUGAAAAAAGUUGUACGUGUUCCUUCUUUCAGGCUUUGGGAUAUCGAAUGCGGGGCCUGUUUAAGAGUGCUAGAAGGACACGAAGAACUGGUUAGGUGCAUCAGAUUUGAUAACAAGAGGAUUGUAAGCGGAGCCUACGAUGGGUAUGUGCUUGAAAGCAAAGUUCUGUUUUCACUUGGGAGGUUGGUUUUCUGUGGUUCUUAGUACUCGGAGGGUGUUGUAGUUUUCUCACUGCCUUUUCUCUCUUUGCUUCAUAGCAAAAUCAAAGUUUGGGACUUGCAAGCUGCUCUUGACCCCCGUGCCCCAGCAAGUACACUAUGCUUACGUACAUUGGUGGUAUGUACAUUAACUAUACAGAUAUUAUUGUACAACAGUAGUACAUGUUGACCAUACUUUUGUCUGCUUGUUUCUAAAUCUACUACCUUGUAAUGGAGUGGAAAUUUGGUGUGUUUAUGCCAGAGGAUGGCAACACCAGAAUGGGCCUUUUCUGUGGUGGCUCUCUGUUUUUCUUAAUUACCUCUCCGGGGAGACUCACCUUGCACCUUCAUUACAUAUCUGUAGGCACCAGGUGAAAACGUUUCUUUUUAACCAGGCUUUUUGCUGAUCAGCAUUCUGUUACCUUUUAAACAUGUUUGUAGGCAGGCAGUGGGGGCAUUACUGGUGUGCCUUGUUUUUGUUGUGCAUUUUGUGUUCUCAUUUUAGAUCGUGAACUGCCCUGUGAUCUUCGCAUGCAGGGUGGUGCACAAAUUAAAUAAACUAAUUCAAUGAAUGCAGUAGUUGUUGAAAGCAAAUAUUUGGCAUGUUGUCUGUGUGAAAUUCAGCUCUUCCUGAUUAGUUUCUAAAAUGUCCCAAGGUGUCACUAUUGUGCUAAAUUACUCCAGUCCCUUUGUCUUCUGAAUGAUAACCUACACGCUUCCUCCUUCCUUUAAGAAAUCCUUUAUGACACGAGGCUCUUUCUGAUGUUAGUCAAACCCAGAGUAGACCCAUUGAAAUUAAUUGUGGAAUUGGGACCCUACGGGUCACCUUGUCCAACCCCUGCAAUGCAGAAAUGAGUGCAACUAACUUAACAUUAAAUUCAGUGGGGUCUACUCUGAGUUUGACUAACAUUUUAUAAAACUCAUGAUCGUCGCAUUCAUAUUUCCUUCCAGCUACAAGUAGAAAUGAAUAUUUGAGUGCAAGUAUGAACACGGUAAACAGAGUCUUCUGCCCUCCUAACUGCAAACUCUUUUGCCAUUUUUCAGGAACACUCAGGACGUGUGUUUAGACUCCAAUUUGAUGAAUUUCAGAUCAUUAGUAGUUCCCAUGAUGAUACCAUUUUGAUUUGGGAUUUUUUAAAUGUGCCCCCCAAUGCACAAAAUGAGACGCGCUCUCCAUCAAGAACAUACACUUACAUCUCCAGAUAACAGUCUGCAAUGUACUGCUCUCCAAGGUAAGACUUGCUAUCUUAAGGAUGCCCUUUUUGUAUCCACUAUACUGCCAUCCCUGGUAGUGGGUCUGGCAAAAGUGAAUUGUCGUUCAUACUUUCAGUGAGAUUUUUCAGUAGAACAAGCACAAACCAUCUUUAGAUAAAAAAAUAAAAAAAAUUGUCCAGCAACACCUUAGAGACCAACUAAAUUUGUUCUGGGUAUAAGUUUUCAUGUGCAUGCACACUUCUUCAGAUACACUGAAACAGAAGUUACCAGACCCUUAUAUAUAGGGGGAGGGGGAGGGGUUUUUUUCUCAGGAGGGUAGUAGGAGAUGGGUGAUUGACUCAAUGGGUAUGGUAAACCUGUUGACGACUGUUAACGACUGCAAUUAGUCCUACAGGAAAAAGCAAGGGGUAGUAUGCAGAUGAUUAACAUACGUAAUGAGGCAGGAAUCCAAUACAGUCAUACCUCGAAUUGAAUGUGCUUCAGGUUGAGCACUUUUGGGUUUCGCUCCGCGGCAACCCAGAAGUAACGGAGCGCGUUACUUUCGGCUUUCGCCGCAUGCGCAGACGCUCAAAAUUAUGUCACAUGCAUGCGCAGAAGCGGCAAAACGCGACCCGCGCAGACGCGCUGUCGCAUCUUACGUUCUAUUCAGGAUGCGAACGGGGCUCUGGAACGGAUCUCGUUCGCAUCCCGAGGUACCACUAUUAUCUCUAUUAAGACCAGGUCUCUCCUGGACACGAAAGCUUAUACCAAGAACAAACUUAGUUGGUCUCUAAGGUGCUACUGGAGAAAGCGAAUUAUCACUAGGGUAUGCUCAAAAACUUGUGAGUGAUAAACACACCUCUCCUCCUCUCUACCCUGCUUUCCCCAAAGAAGUGUGUAUGCCUCCUAUGAGGAGGACAGUAAUUGUAAGGAAUGGGGAUCUCAUGUCCCCUUCCCAGGCUCCUUGAGACGGUGUGUUAUUUGGCUAGAGCAGGGGUCAGCAAAAUUUUUCAGCAGGGGGCCGGUCCACUGUCCCUCAGACCUUGUGCGGGGCCGGACUAUAUUUUGGAAAAGAAGAAUGAAUUUCCAUGCCCCACAAAUAACCCAGAGGUGCAUUUUAAAUAGAAGCACACAUUCUACUUAUGUCAAAACACAGUGUUUCCCAGACUGUCUGUUGGCCGGAUUGAGAAGCCGAUUGGGCCGGAUCCAGCCCCUGGGCCUUAGUUUGCCUACCCAUGGGCUAGAGGCACAUGUUGGAGGAGGGAGCAAUCACCAGUGAAGGGAUUUCACUCCCAUGCUUUCCUAUUGAGCACCAGUCAGCUGAGAGGCGUGAUCUGCCAUGGUUGUGGGAAUCAUGUACAACAGGAGAUAAUUGUGAAUGGGGGUGGGGGGCAGUUGUAGGCAAUACCUCUUUGCUGUUACAGGCCUUGGGCAAUUUCCAAACCCUGGCUUACACUUGAGUUGCCCUGGAAACAUAAAGCCGUGUCUCCCUUAAGUAGAGAGAAAGAGGUAGGCAAGUCAUUGAACAGCUGUCAGAAAAGUGCAAAACUCCGUAGCAAAACAACGUCCCCUGGAAGCUGGAGGUUUCAGUUUCUGAUCCUUGGCACCUUCAGAUGUCGAACUGCAACUUCCAAUGGGCGCCAGGCAAAAACAUUCCUUUUCUCCCAGACUUUUGGCUAAUUAAGCAGUCUAUGGUCUUUUAAACUGUUGGGGUGGGGGGCAAUGUUUCUGCUUGUUAAUAUGCUACCUACCGUAUUUUUCGCUCCAUAAGACACACCCGACCAUUAGACGCACCUAGUUUUUAGAAGGGGAAUGCAAGGAAAAAAAUAUUUUUAAAGGGAGCGCUGAGCAGAGCAUUUAUGCAUCCCAGGCUCUGCACAGCGCUUCCUUUCACGAGCCGCAUGGAGCGUGUGUGCGGCGCUUGCAGGCUUUUCCCCAGAGAAGGGCAGCCCGUCACUGACACUCAGAAUCCGCACACCCUUUAAAGAGCACACGGCUUUUGCGUGCUUUUCUAUGAGGAGGGAGAAGAGACUGACGAGGCCAGUCAGUCCCUUCCCCCUUCUCAGGGAAAAGCCCCCAAGAGCGGCACACCCUUUAAAGAGCGCAUGGCUUUUGCGGGUCCCCCACCUCGUAGAAAAGCCCGCAGGAGCCGCACACCCUUUAAACGAGGAGGGAGAAGGGACUGAAGCGUCCAGUCAGUCCCUUCUCCCUCCUGGGAAAAAGCCCGCAAGAGCCGCGUGGAUCUUGGGGGCUUUUCCUGCCUGCAUUCGCUCCAUAAGACGCACACACACAUUUCCCCUUACUUUUUAGGAGGGAAAAAGUGCGUCUUAUGUAGUGAAAAAUACAGUACUUUUGUGUUUUUAUAUUGUAAACUUCCCUGUGAUCCUCAGAUGAAGGGUUGUAUAGAAAUAAAUAAAAAUAAACCAUCCUUGCCUGCUGUCCAUGCUAGCUGGUGUUGAUGGAAGUUGGAGGGUCGCAGGUUUCCCUGGAGGGUAGGGCCACUGCCAAUCCAAGUGGAUUGUGCCGGACAGCCAGUGAUUAGGCUCUGUUUAAAACGGCUUCCUAUUCUCUGCAGUGUUUCCCACAUCACAAGGCAGAAAUGUUGCUCCGUUUUAUAAAGCUGUAAAAUAACAAAUAUUACUAAUGAUAGAGGAGCCGUUUUAUGUGCUCUGCUCAAGUAAUGUAGGUUUCUAACUUUUUAACCAAAUCCUGCACCUUUUCCCUUCUCGCUGUCCCAAAUGAAUAUGCCUUUUAAAGUCGAUCAUUUCUGACAACCCUGGCGCUCUUGGCCAUAAGAGAAUUUUAUUGCCUUCUGUUGAAUUCCUUUUUUAUUGUAACAGGAUCAAAAUUGUUACCAUAUGAUAAUCUUAAUAUAAUCCGCUAUUUAAACACUUUAGUGGAAAAUAAAAUAAAAAAUGUUUUAGCCUCUUAGCGGCAAAAUUCCCAUGUCCAUAACUGAGCACCAAAGCUUGCCUCUCUUGGGAAGAAAAAUAUAUAUAGAAGAUUAGGUUUAAUUACUUUGUGCUUAAUUUCAGUAAGUUGCAUUAGUUUCAGGAGAGCCAAUAAAGCACUGCACUUGUAUAACUGUAAUAUUGCAGAGAGAACUUAACUCUUGCCUGCAUUAAAAGGUCUUCCUUUAAAUCAGUUGAAUCUGUCUUGAUAAUGCCCUAGCUCCAGAGCUGUCUUGCGUGGAUAGCCCUAUAGAUGUCUCCUGACUUCCCCUUCCACUGUAGCUUUUUGUUCCUCAUCACACACCAUUCCUGCUUUUGACAGGGGUUGGCUCUGCUCAGGAGGUGCCAAGGGGAGCUGGUCCCUGCUAGGCUUGCAGAGGAAAAACUGGGAAAAAUUGCAGCCACAGCUUUACCUGGCUUACACCUGACGUCAUACGACAUCAGUUGCAGGUCAGGUGAGCAUGGCUGGAAGACGGGGGAAGAAACCAUCUCACCAGCCAAAUAUCAGCCACAGAAUGUAUUGGUUAGAAGUGGACAGAAUGGCAAAUAACCAAAUAAAGUACAGUGGUACCUUGGGUUACAGACACUUCAGGUUACAGACGCUUCAGGUUACAGACUCCACUAACCCAGAAAUAGUACCUCGGGUUAAGAACUUUGCUUCAGGAUGAGAACAGAAAUCGCGUGGCAGCAGUGAGAGGCCCCAUUAGCUAAAGUGAUACAUUGGGUUAAGAACAGUUUCAGUUUAAGAACGGACCUACAGAACGAAUUAAGUUCUUAACCCGAGGUACUACUGUACCAAAAACAAGCCAGCCCUAGAGGAUUUAAAAAUACUUGCCAGACAAACUAUGUAUUUAAAGAGUGGUGAAAUACCACUGAAAAAGCAGAACAUCUGAAACAAAGAGUUCCCCAAAUGACAACUGUGACCACUGGUGUUUGUAGAUGUGUGCACCGUUGCCUAAAAUCUGACAGUAAGCAACUAUAGACUGUUGAAAUUAAUUCAGACUUCUUCUUUUUUAGGAUUCCACAGUCUUUGAACUACUGGACAUUUGGCAAUUACACACCUGA